GAAUUCAAACGCAUGGUUUCAGAAUGUUGCAGGUACGUGUCUGAAUUCAGGCAUUGCUAUUUUUACCUUGUUAAAGGUGUGUCAUAGGAAGACAAUUAGUUUGUAACGCAAUAACUGUACCGAAGUAUUUGUGAAGGUUAAUAAUGCAGUGACAGUUGUUAGGUGCAGUCACCCAGGUACUUUUUUAAUCUAUUAACAAGAGGUGUAUUCCCCUAGGAGGAAAUGAUUUUACAAGAAGAUUAGCAUUUGUUCUAAUGUCACUCUUGAUAAAAGUAAGUGGGAUGGCAUUCACUGUAUCUGUAUGUUCAUCAUUCCUGGAGAUAUUUCUGCAAUAAUGUAUGGAUCAUGCAAAUGUAUCCAAUUGCAUAGAAGCUAAAGGGAUUGUAGAGGAUGUAUAAAUUCAGCCAUUCACUAAUAAUUAACAUGUAGAAAAUUACUUUUGCAUUUUUGUUGGGGACAAAUGUCAGUGUUUUUAGUGUUUAAAAUAUAUCCUUUUGAAAGUGUAUAAACAAAGUUUGUUUUUGAAACAAAAUGAUAUUGUUUUUGUUAGUUUGCUGUCCCAAUGCAGUAUGCUGCGUCCGCUGGAAACCUGUAGAAAAUGUGCAACCAAUCAAAUCAUUGCAUUGAUGAUCAACGAACCUAAUACUUCUCUAUGAGAAGUAUUGCAAUGCAGAAUGUGAAGUAAAUACUUGAAAGUCCUCUAGUGGCUGUCUCUUUGUCAGCCACUAGUAUCAUCAACCUUAGUAUCAAAUGUAUUUGCAUUGACAAUGCCUACAUUUUCAGAGUGCCAGGAGAGAAUCUGUACACUAAAGCCACUGCAGUAAAGUAGCACUUCAGGUACCAUAACAACGUAAUCAAAAAUAAAGCAGACCAACCGGCGAGGGAGAAUAGAAAUAAUAUGAUCCUUCAAGUUUUAAAUAACAAUAUAAAAUCUACACCAAUUACAUGUAUUACAUAUGAUACAAAGUAUAUUAAUUUUUCCGAGACGAAAAUGUGUUCUCCAAACUUUAUAAAUACGUAUCAUGCUGUUCUAACUCAUCUCUACAAACAUUGAUGUGAUUUACUGCUCCGUGGUUCCCCUCUUCUUUUCCCUGACCAUUCUGAUACCUGACUUCCUUACUUCCUUUCAUAAUAUUAAUAAACUAAUAUUCGUAAUACAAUAAGCAUUCCCCUUUAAUUAGGAGAUAAUUGAGUCAAGCACUAUACUAAACUCCAUUAUCUCCAAACACAGAAAAACACACAUUUUUACAAAACCCCCAAAACACACAAAAUCCCCACAAAUGUUCCAUUCCCUGAUAGCCCUGAUCUCGGUGACCAACAUAUCCAAAAAUCACCCAGAUCAGUUCAGGGGUUCAGAAAUGUUAUGGAAGUCAUGUAUUUGACCGACCGCAGGCAUGCUCCCAUGCCCAAAACAGAUCCAUAGAAUUAGGGCUUGCGGUCGGUCUAGUUCAGUAGUUUGAAACGAACAAACUACCGAACAGAGUCAAUAGUCUUACCCUGGAGCUUGUUCCCUCUAUCUAGACGAAUGAUCUCACCGAACAGUGCCCUUCUAAGCUGAAUAGAAACAAACGCAGGUGAUGAUGGAAGUCCAGCGGUGUUCGGGAGUUUCUGUAUCCGAUUUUAGUUCCAGGAGAUUCAUGCCCAAACACCGCUGCCUGCGUCCAUGCGAACAAGAUGGCUGCCACCUCGUGGUUGUCUAUAGGAAUUGCAGCCAUCCAGACGAACAAUUAGAACACUGCGGGGAGAAACAUUCCAAGUUGUUAAUAGGUGUUAACAAGCUCCAGGGUGGUCUCUGGUUCAUGCGGUUGUUCGGUAAUUCGAAGUGCUGCUUCAUAAGUUCAAAAAAGGCACAAACAGUGAUUUAAACAAAGUUUUAUCACAGUGUCCAUAGUGACAGGGUAAAAUUCUGGCAAGUAUGCCCCUCCAAGAACCCGAGAUGAGGUCCAGUUUGUCUCAAUGGUUAUGGUUUAUUAUUUCGGCACACUGGUGUCUGGGGAUUGAAUAACACUAAUGGUACUUUAAUUAAAUUAUCUCCCAGAGAUGCACAUUGUUUUAGUUUGUGACCACCUGUUACUACUGUCCCAAUAUAUACAGCAGUUUGGUGACAAUAGUGUAUUCUUGUACCCUGCAAUAUGUGUCAUGUAGUGAUUGGGGAGGAUUAUAGUCACUGAAGAAUGACUUUCUCCAGUGUGGAGAACUAUCGGUGGAGGUACUUGAGCACUGGCCUCCGUCACAGUUCCUUUAAGGUAAUCAGUGUUAGUCGUUAUUGUGGUAAUAUAAAAAAAUUGUGCAUAGUCAACAUUCUUUGGAGGAAAGCCACAGGUAGACUGCAUGCCUUUCAAUUUUCCUCUUUGGCACUUCAUAAACAUCUGUCAAAACACAGUCAGCAAUAUUACUGUUAAUAUUAAAACAUAACUGAUUUUAUUGAGAGUAAGCAGAAUGAUCUUUGAGACAUUAAUUGGUUAUCUCCCUUCUCUCAGUAAUAGGGUCAAAAGCUAAAACCAAGUCAGGCAAACAGAAGCUUCUGAUAAACCUUUAGCCUGAAGGUCCGAAUUGAAGUUUAAAAACAACACUAGCCAGCAAAGAAAGAGAACAUUCAGUCAGACCGAAAGACGACAAUGGCAGCAAUUAAACCUGGACAGGAUAGUGGGAAUUUAUCUGUCGUGGUCCAUGGAAUCGGAGAUCUGCGUCUGGUAACCAUUUAACUAUAAACCCAAGUUUUAGGCAUGCAUGACAAUGUAUUUACUGAUAUAUACCGUCACCUUUGGCACGAUUCUGUAAUUCUACAUUCUCUUACUUGUUGUUAAUUUAGCUAUGUCUUUUGACGCAAUGCUAAAUUGAAAGCAGGAUUCAAUAGACUUGUUAAGCACUUUUAUGGCUAAAUCAAUUAUAGAUAAAAUAUUAGAUGCUUUCAUGUUUUUCCCAGAUAUUUGAAUGUUAUGUAACAUGUAUUUGCUUAGUCAAUCCAGGAAAGUUAAUUUAUUUUUUGUAAUAAUGGUCUGUGGUAAUUUGUCAUCUAUUGCCAAUAAAGAGACAUGACUCAAAUAAUAAACAUUCCUUUGUAAUCAUUGACUAGACACACGGUGACCAUAAUGCAUGCAUACCUACAUAUAUAUUUGUAUUGUUUUUCACCUGUGUAAACAGUGGUGUGCCUAGUUCUUAUGGAACUGUAUCUAACUUCCUUGUUAUUCCUGAGAAUUAUAUAGAAUUUUAUAUUUUUAACCUGCAAUAUAGAUAGAACAAACCGGGUUCUAAUCAAAGAUCAUUUUGUGAUUGUUUAGUGUUUGAUUAAAGGAAUCACUAAUUGCAUAUCAAUUCUACACUGUUUACAGUAUUUUUAUUUCAUUUUUUUUUUUUUUUUUUAAUGUUAAGGAAAAUCGUCCAGUACCCGUACCAGGUCCAAAUGGUAAGUCUUCAAUAAUCUAUAUAGAUGUAUCCUCUAAACCCUAAAUUCACCCAUUAGGCAUUGUAUAGUGGGCUAAUUGUUGUGUUCUAAAAACUCAAAUUAUAAUUAUAUAAAUAUUCGCUAAAAUUACUUCUAUACACUGCAUCCAAGACCUAAGAUAUAAGAUUAAUUGAAAAAAUACUGAUCUUUCUUUUUUUUUAGGGCUGCCCCGCUUUAUUGAAACCUUAUAACAACUAAUACAUGUGAUGUCUGAGCAGAAUAUCCCCACCAACUUGAGUUCACUUAGAUAUACUCCUAAGUGUAUUUUACUAAAAUUUCAAUCAUCAGUAAAUCGACCAUGCAGUCUUCAAAAAUUUCCAAACUGGAAAAACUCUUCUUCUGGACUAUAUUUUACCGUGGUUGUUUUAGUUCAACGUUUUACAGCGAGUUAAAGGACCACUAUAGUGCCAGGAAAACAUACUCCCCCUCCUGCCCGGCUCUGGAAAGGGGAAAAGGGGUUAAACUUACCUUUUUCCAGCGCUGGGCGGAGAGCUCUCCUCCUCCGAUCCUCCUUCUCUCCUUCCAUGCGGCUGAAUGCGCCCACGCGUCAAGAGCUGCGUGCGCAUUCAGCUGGUCACAUAGGAAAGCAUUCAUAAUGCUUUCCUAUGGACGCUUGCGUGCUCUCACUGUGAAAAUCACAGUGAGAAGCACGCAAGCGCCUCUAGUGGCUGUCAAUGAGACAGCCACUAGAGGAUUAGGGGGAAGGCUUAACCCAUUCAUAAACAUAGCAGUUUCUCUGAAAAAAUGGGUUAACCCUAGAAGGACCAGGCACCCAGACCACUUCAUUAAGCUGAAGUGGUCUGGGUGCCUAGAGUGGUCCUUUAAUGGAUAAAUGCACAUAUUUAACCCGUUCUGCAUUAUACUCUAAAAUAUCUAUAAUUCUUAAGACCCGCCAUACAAUACAAAUGCAAUUCGUUUUUACGUCACUUGACUAAUACUUUUUUUUAUUUUUUUAUUUUUAUAAUUUUUUAGAUAAGUGGCAAACAGCUCAGUCUAGAGACUGUAGUUUUUAAGAUAAGUUUUAUGAUAAUUAAGUCAAGUGUAAAGUGAUACUCAUGUCAACAAUUAGUGGUGCAUACCAAGAGCUGAUCAUUUAUAUAAAGAAUACAAAUGAUACCCCCUGUGCAAUAACUUACAUUAGACAGCCUUACCAUGUUGAAGAGGAGAAAAAAAAAAAAAAGGAUGCAUCUACUGUAGGUUUGUUAGACCACGGAGUGUAGUAUUUUGGCCAGGAAAAAACGUGCCAACCAACAAAUGAUGCCCAGAUAGGGCCAAAAUUAUAUUGUUAAAGUUCUCAAAAUAGUUUGACUACUUUGCAUCAGAUCAGACGACCAUAGCUAGUACAGCAAUAUGUCAUGGCUAGACUGCCCCUUUAAUAAAAGCCUGUGGCUGUCGCUUGCAAAAUGCUGCUGCUGCAAUACAGUUUUACUUUUGGUGGCAAAUUUCAGUUAGUUUUAAUCCUGGCCUUUUGACCAAAACGCCAUGUUAGUUUUAGUCCUAUUUUUUAGUCACCAGUAUUGUAGUCGGCACAACUAAAAUCUAACGGGUUUAGUUAAAGCCUCUGUUAAAGCCUCUGUGUAUCUUUGUAUGUUCCCCAGCCCCUAUGGGCGUCUCUCCCCACCUGUCUGUCUCUUUUUUUCCCCUUUUUCCCCCCUUCCUCUUGUCUCUUCCCCCCAGCACCUUGUCUUUUUCCCCCCAGCCCCUCUUUGUUGCUUUGUAUCCUACCAGCUCCUCCAUGCACCUCCUUUCCCCCACGUCUCAUUCCCCUAGCUAUCCAGGUGUCUCCCCCAGCUCCUCCAUGUGUCUCAAGCAUCUCCAUGUGCUCAUUUCCCUUCCCAGUCCCCCCAUGUGUCUCAUUUUUCCAACCCCCCUUGCCCCCCCUCAUGUGGCUCAUUCCCCCAGCCCCCUCAUGUGGCUUAUUUCCUCUUUUCCCUUACCCAUGUGUUUUACCUGCCAGUGUUAAUUUUUGCAUGACAUUUAUUGUUAGUUAUAGGCUUUUGACUAAAAAACUAUUUAAAUUUUAGUCGUAUUUUAGUAAUUUGAAUUGUUUUAGUCGGCGAUAUUUGAAAAAUAUUUUUGUUUGUUGACAAAAUUAACACUAAUGCAGAAAUAAGUGACCAUGUCACCUUGGUGACCUUUGCAAUAUAAGCAAAGACUCUGAAAGAGACAGUGCUGCAUUAAUGCAGCUGCACAGCUGAGAGAAGCUGACUGCGCCUGCUUGCAAAUCUCUCCCCAACAAGAAAUAGGCUUAACCAAUCCGCUUUCCAUUCUCGUUUGUGGGUUUUGAGCUUACUCUACAGAAUUCUGUUUUAAGUUAAUUUCCACUAAAUAUAUUCAGGGCAAUUUUUUAAUAAUUAAUUAUAUACUAAUUAAUUAUUAUUUAUUUUUAUUUUUUUCUGUGAUGGUUUUUAAAAAAAGUGUGAAACCCCAUGGAGUUAUUUUGUAAUGCUAUUAAUCAUUACUAUUCAUGAUAAGCAAUAUCACUUAUUUCUGUUCAAUGGAACUUCUAGUUGAUCUAAACAUGCUAUUUUUAAACUCAACCACACCUUCUCAUAGAUAUCAAUUAAUCUAUAUGGUUGCUACCAACUUUAGUAGCGCAAUCUAUUAAUCAUUCUUAGUACUGAAAGCUAACCCUUUCAUCCACAUCUUUUAUGGAUUAAUAGUUGAGGUCAGAGAAAAAUCUAGGACAGCUGUUUUAAUGACAGAAUAUGAGAAACUCCAUAGUUUGUCCUAUCGGUAAAUCCCCGCUCAAGUCUCAAAAUAGUUUUUGCUCACGUGUGCCAUUACAAUGAGAACAUAUUUCAAGGCAUAGCAGACUGAUCACAUCCAUAAGGGAAAUUCAGAACCAAAAUGCUGGCAAGCUCUCACGGCAUGAGAGAUAUAGCAACCAUGCACAAUCAUUUUGCCCUUCUUUGGGCCUCGUCAGUGAGGUCUAGCUGAUACAAUGAGCAUGGGGUCCACACCUGGAUUACCCUUUUAACUUGGGAUGAGCCAAGUUAGUGCAGCAAAGACAAAGAAUUUGAGAACUCUGACAAUGGACAAAAGCUUAGAGAAACUCUGUAGCUUGACCUUCUGUAAAUCCCAGCUCAGGUUUAAAAAUAAAUGUAUAUUAAAAAUGUUGCUAUUGACAAUACAAACCAGUUCAGUCCUUGCAAUAAAUUGUAUAGAGGGUGGAAAACACUGAUUUUUAGCAAAUUAACCUGAAAAGUGUAUUUUUGUAAGGUUCAAAAGGUUUUUUCGAGUUUUAAUACAUUUUUUUUCUGUGAUUCUCUCACUAUAGUUAUUUUUUAUUUUAUAGCAAACUUAUAACCGGAUCUAUUCAGUACCAGAAUAGAAGUAAAUAUAGCCAUGUGGAUUUCUACACUUUAGUUUUUUUUUUUUUACCCAGACACAUAAUUUGUUAAUAAUAGAGUCCUCUACUCAGUUGGUAGAUAUUACCCCAUUCAAUUCACAGUCACUAAAUAGUAACCCUUUCACUCCAAUAACUAAAUAGUAAAGCAGAUACCUUUAGAAAUGUAUGAAUGUAAUUUGUGCCCAGAGAAUCAUGGGAGUUGUAAUUCAGCAACAUCUGGGGGGCUGAAAUUUUGAUAUGCUUGCAUUAAAGGAGUGUUCCGAGCUACUAUAGUUACAUAGGCUGAAAAAAAAAUGUCCCUCAAGUUCAGCCUUCCUCACAUCUGCUUUUUCCUGUUGAUCCAAAAGAAAGUAGAAAAAGAAAAAAAAAUGGGUUUGAAGCACUUCCAAUUAUGCAACAAACUGGGAACAAAAUUCUUCUUGACCCCAAAAUGACAAUCAGAUUUCUCCAUUUAUCAAGAAGCUAUUAACCUACAUUUGAAAAAAUAUAUCCUUGGGUAUUCAGUUUUUACAAGUAUGCAUGUAGUUACUGUUUAUGGCAACUGUCUAUAGUCAGCUGUACCCUGGCACCGUACCAGUGUAAUAAGUCAAACUGUUUUAGACCAUUUUCUUGAACCCUUACUCUAUCCCCUAACCCGAACUUGAAACUGGCAUGUAAUAUAAAAGAUGUAUAAUGGUGAAAUCAUUAUUAGAAUAUGUGAGCUGCCUGCUUUUGUUUCUUCUCUCAAAUGUAUUUCUUAUGGCAAGAGGUAGGUAGUGUGCCAACCUCUCUGUGUCACAUUGUCUCAUUGCAGAGGUCUUGCUGAAGAUGCAUUCUGUCGGAAUAUGUGGUUCAGAUGUCCAUUACUGGCAACAUGGUCGCAUUGGAGAUUUUGUUGUAAAAAACCCAAUGGUUUUAGGACACGAAGCUUCUGGAACAGUGGUCAAAGUUGGUUCCUCAGUUACUCACCUGAAACCAGGUAAACAUAAAUCGACAGAUACACUUUUCUUCAUGCAAACAAAAACUUGGGCCAUAGUUUGCACAUUGUUAAACUGUGCAUUGAUUUAACAUGGAUAUACUUGGCACAUGUUUUAGGAUUAUUCAUUAAACACUGAAUUUUUAUCAAAUUUAAUAUUGAAACGUAAAAUUUUAAAUGAAAAUGUCUGAUUUUGAAAUAUUCUGCAGUAGAAUUUUUUUGCUGAUGUAGACGCAGAUGCAAAGCUGUCAGAGAAUACCUGCCCUUUGCCAUUCUGAAUUCAGGAUGUAGAACAGGACAGGAAUAGAUAAAAUAAAUGUUAACGUUUUUGUAAAUUAAAUUUAAAAAGAGACGGAAACACAGGGCUGUGGAGUCGGCACAUAAAACCAUUGAUUCGGACUCCACAAAUUAUGUUCUCAUGGACUCUGACUCCUUAUAUUAUGCAUUGCCUCACAACGGGCUGGAGCCAGGGCUGAACAAGGGAGGUCUGCACAUCCGCCAUGUGCAGAUCUGAGUACUCCCCUUCUGGAGUCUGACGCUCUGUACGUAUCCCAUAAGUCUCUGAUUUACUGAAAAUAACACAGUACGUGUCCAGCACUGCAAUAAAAAUAAGCUCUAUUGCUUCGCUGAAGUGAAAAGGAGAUCUUGUCACAAGUUGCUGAGUUUAGGGAUUUGCUUAAAACUUGGCACAUUUUGUAUCUGGUUUUUUUCUGAAGUUACCUUGUUCUCUUCUAUGUGCAUUAUGUUCCUGAUACAUUUAAAAAAAACAAAAAAAACAAACAACAAAUCUGGAUUGUGCCUUUACAUUGCCCAAAGGUAUAUUUGUUUCUGAGAUGUUUAACAGUGGCAAUGGAGCAAUUGUUUGCAUUUACCGCUUAAAGGCCCUUGAACCAAAGACUAAAUAUUUGCUUCCUACUGAUUAAACUUGUUUGUGCAGCAUUGUAGAUUUAAAAAAAUCAGGAAUGCACUGAUUAGGAGAAAAUACGUAUCCUGCUCCAAUAUUACAUAUACUAAUAAUAAUAAUGAGCACAUGUUUGGCUGGAAUGGCUGUUUUUUUUUUUUUUUCCUAUUAGUUUUAGAAGUGAAAAACAAAUAAAUAAGAUGUAUUGUAUUGUAAGUGAAUUAGCAAAAAUAUACACCAAGAGGAAAAAAAAUAAAAUUUGCGGUAGCAAACAUAUCUUCUCUUUAUUGAAUAUCCAUGUUCAUAUCCAGAUAGAAGAUAUAUUAGCAGCAAAGUAAAUAAAAGUGCUAACUUGUCAUGAGACUUCCUGUCUUUGCAGACCCUUUUUUAAUAGCUCCCAUAGUAGCUGUGUGGGUAAAGCAGAUGUUUGGAUAUUAACAUGGAUUUUUAAUAAAGAGAACAAUUAUUUGCAACAAUUCUGUUUUUAUUCUUUAUCUUGGUGAAGUGCUGUUAUUUUGGUAUUUUUGUUGGUUUUCUCUGUUUGGUAGCUAUUCUAAUAUGUCCCCCCAAGGGACUACACUGGUACCUCUUUAAUUGUUGCCUAUGUGAUAAUUACAUUUUCACAUUCACAUUUUUCACAUUCUUUAACAGGGAAGCAGCUGAGUCAUUCAUUUUUGUUGCAGAGUACUAUUGUAAGUGAAUCUGUAAUCCAUAAAUCAUAUGGAUGACAUAUAUUAGGUACCUUUAAAUGUAAUGUGUGCUUAUUCACCAGUGCUAAAAGAUAUUCUUACAUGCAUAUUGCUCCAUACAGACCUCCUCUACACACGCUUGUAUGUACUUACAUAUCCAAAAUAUGUUUGGUGUCCUACAAUUCCUAUAAUGCAGGUGAAUGCUGUGAGUUAUAUGAUGCGGCCGAGUCAUGUAGGCACAGUCUUACAUUGCUAAUCUGAUUCUGGUUACAUUAGUUCUUUGUGUUUGCAACUUGAAUUCUUCUCGGAAAAGUGAUUUUUGGGGAAGUUCAGUUUUCAUCCUCUAGUGCAAAAUUAAAGGGACACUGGAAGUAUCAAAAUCUUACAGGGUUAUUUACUAAACUGAGAAUUGUCAGUAAUGUAAAGUGAUCUCUAAAUUUAUGGCCAAAGUCGCCAAACACGAAAAAUUCUCCAAGUCAACUAUGCUUCCAGUUCAGCUUCUUUAGCUUUGAAUUUGAAAUUCAUUUUGAAUUCUCAAUAAUGCUUAAUUUGAUAAAUAACACUAUCAGUCAUGAAUUUGGCCCUUUUAGCCUUGCAUUUAAAAUAUGUGAUCAAUAUGCUGUUUGUCCAUAAUGCUUCUAUGAGAAAUAUUUAAUUGGACAAAAAAUAUCAAUCUUGAUAACAUAAAUAAAACUAAGGCUACAGAUAUAUAAUUGUCUCCAGCCCAGUCUACUGUGCCUUACAAAAAGAAAAAAAAAUGUUUGGAACUAUUUUGAAAUCAUAGGGGAGCCCUUGAUUCUUCCUUCUUUUAUCGAUAUUCUCUUUGUUGUGAUGGGAGGCCAAAUCAACAGCAGACCAUUAACUCACACACGGAGUGUGACAAGGUUUUCUUCAGUUGACUGUUAAUAUAUGUUCAAUUAGUCUCUCAUGACUUAAAGGGACACUCCACUGUUUAGUAGAUAUAAAACCAAUGAAAACAUGCAUGCACUUAAUUAUAUAUUUUUUUUCUCAUUGGUGUAUAUCUAUCUAAAAACGGAUUACAAAAGUUGCAGAUCUCUUGUCUACUGCUUUUCCAUGCCCUCCCUUCUAACUCUGCCAAGACUGUCCAAUCACAGACUUUCCAAUGCAGCUAAUUGAGAAGUCUUUGCAACAGGACCAUCUGAGUCUAACAAGGUUAAUUUAUAAACAUGUAGGUGAUGUGUAGAGUCCCACAAGGGGAAACCAACAUCAGGAGAGCUCUACUGUAUAAGAAAUGAGGAAGGGAGGCCCUACCUUUAAUAAAUCUAAGGUUAUAAAGGGAUAUGCAAACAAAAAGUAUAACUUGAAAAAAAGGGAGAUCUGGAGUACUAGCUAGCAUCUAAGUUCCAGUUCCUCUAGUGUCCAACUGACUGGAAGGUAUUGUAAACGAGGUUAGGGAGAGAGAAGAGGCACAGGGUCCCCAGAGAACAAGGGACCUAGUAAUCAGGUCUAAACACAGAUCAUUCCUCAUUUCUUAUACAGUGGAGCUCUCCUGAUGUUGGUUUCCCCUUGUGGGACUCUACAUAUCACCUACUCCUAUUACCUACUAAUAGCUCCCUAUUAGGUGGUUAUAGUGGUGCAGCUCAUGAGCCCUUGACUUGUAUCCGGACUCUGUUUACUUUACUGACCUGCACUCUGUUUACUUUAUUUCUCCAUUCUGUAAUUUAUAAACAUGCCUAUUUAUAUUUAAUAUGUGUACUUUUUGUAAAAUGGAAAAAAAGAAGGCAAACUCCCCAUAAAUAAAGCAUUUCAGCAAGCUAAAGUGGUUUACGGGUGUGGAGUGUGACCCGUUAAAUGGUGAAAGAGGUCUGGACACAUAAGGUUACAUCCAGUGUAGAAAUGCAAUGAAUGGCAACAUUUCUACUUUGCAGAGUCUUUACUAAGCCCGGGAACCAAAAAGUUGCGUUUUUAUUCCAGUAAAGUCUUCACUGGAUGUAACGGUGUGCCUGGACGUCUUAACAUCACAUCACUAUUUACACUGGAAAUAAGGUUUUGCCACUUUUGUUUGUGUGGCACAAAGUGUGGAUUCAGAAGUGUGUGUGUGCCCUAAACUUUGGUUUCAUAAUGUAUUUCUUAAAUUGUCGGUGAUAGUGCAGCAAAUGAACAGUUUGUCAUUUUAGUGCAGUACAUAUUGGGGAAAAAGUAAUUCCUUGGAUUGUCUGCACACAUGUUGUACGCAUGUAUGUGGAUUGUGAAUGACAGAACAAAGUUGAAAAGUUGGCUCUCCAGUGGAGACAUUCAGUAUGGCAAUUCUCAUUGCUCAACCUAUUUACUUGUUAAACGUGUUUGGAAACUCCCAAGUGAUAACAGGCUAAGUCAAUGAGUAAUGGGUUUAUAGAAUCAACAUUGGAAAAAUAGAAAUGCAAAACAAAUCACAGCAUCACAAAGAAUAAAAUGUAUUAAAAAACAUUGCUCUUUAUCAUGUACUGUGAGAGAAUUUAAGUUUGAGAUGCCAUUCCCUUGACAUCCUUGACACACACGCAUUCCCUUGCAUCAUCACUUCCUUUCAUUACAAAUUAAGCAAAUGCAACAAAAGGAAACAAACAUACUAAUAAUUAUCAAAAUAAUAUCAAUCAGAAUGUUAAAAUCCUUACAAAUAUUGAAUCAAAGUGUAUGUGCCAGCAACUGAGAUGAAAAUUAGUUUUUCUGCAGUUUUUAAUAUGUAUGUCAAAACAAAAAGAAAAGCUACUUAAAUAUAUGUUGCUUAUUCCUUGCAGGUGACAGAGUGGCUAUAGAGCCCGGGGUUCCACGCGAGACAGAUGAAUUCUGCAAGACAGGUCGCUACAAUUUGUCUCCCACCAUUUUUUUCUGUGCAACACCUCCCGAUGAUGGCAACCUAUGUAGAUAUUACACGCACCAUGCAAACUUCUGCUACAAGUAAUUACUUUGUGAAAGCUAUUUACAAUAACUUUGUAUUCUGGGCACCAUGAUGCUGUCAUGUAUCCUCAUAUCGCACUUUAAAAAAACGCAUAUGUUUUUGUGGCAGAACUACUACCCAUUCUUAAGUUUUUUUCCCCUUGUUCGCAAAUCAUGUUUGGGCUUGAUUAGAAGAUUAUGCUUGUCCCAUUCUGAAUGUAAUAGAAAUGAGGCUUAGUUAUUAAUCUGUGGGUAAUAGCUAGUGUCUCUUUUGGAUAUGAUACUGGAGCUCGGGAGGUUUUCUUGAGGGCUAAUGACUAUUCAUAUCAAAGGACACCUUAUCUAGGAGGAAAUUAGGACAUAUGGCAAGUGAGAGAGAGCGUUCAUACUGAAGCUAGACUUCCAGGCCACUUGUGUGUGACUUCACACCUUGUAGAGUGGCUCAGUUGGGGUCCCAGCUUCAAAGAGGAAUUUGGGUUGUAAGCUCCCAGGCAAUCAGAUUAGCCCUUUUUGAAAAUGUAUAUUUGGAAGCGUUUAGAAUAUUGUAUAGUUUUCUGUAGAGGGUCCGGGAGGAAAAACCCUGUAUUAUUGUAUGGGAGACCCCAUGUAGGGGUUUGUGCAUAAAAGCCAUGUGUUCCAAUAAAGGUUAGUUGACUCCCAGGUAUUUACUUGUGCUGAUGGUUCCAGAGUGGCUGAAGGAAGAUAAUAGCUGAGGUAACCAGUCGGGUUACCCGUGGUCCGCUACAUUUGGUUGGCAGUGGUGGGAUAGUACUUCCCAGCUGAACGGAACCAGUGUUCGGGAAUCGAACAAACAUGGGGCCCAGCUACACUGAGGCAGAGUAUGACAAGAUGCUGAAGGAGCUGCUGUGAAAUACAUAUAGCACACAAGGAAAAUAGUGGCUGAGUGCACAGCAGAACAGGCAAGCAGGUGGGCACAGCCCUCACCCCAGCAGCAGUGUGCAGUCCAGGGAGAGAAGCGUGUUGUUCUUCCUCCCUAGACGCAGUGCGAGUUAUUGGAAGUGGAGACAACCGGUUUCUCUCCCCAUCAGCAGAGUAUGUUACAGGGAGUGGAGACAACCGGUUUCUCUCCCCAGCGGCAGAGUAUGUUACAGGGAGAAAAGUGUAUUGUCCUUCCUCCCCAGCGGCAGUGGUAGUUAUUGGGAGUGGAGACAACCGGUCUCACUAACCAGCGGCAGAGUAUGUUACAAGGAGUGGAGACAACCGUGCUCACUCCCCAGCGGCAGUGUGGGGUCCAGGGAGAAGAGACAGUCGGUUUACUGUAGAGUAUGUUACAGGGAGAGAAGCGCAUCGUCCUUCCUCCUCAGCAGCAGAGUGUUUUAUUGGGAGUGGAGACAACCGGUCUCACUUCCCGGAAGCUGUUUGAGCUACUGCGAGAGGAGGUAGUUGACCCCUCUCCCCAGCGGCACAUAACCAUUGAAACAGAGGAUGUCGUGGUUAAGACCGUGGUCACCACCCUGCAAGUAUAAGAAUUGGCUCCUCCGACUCUUCCUGAGGCUGACCCCAGCGACCUGUUAUGGUCUGGUCAGCGAAUAGCAGGUGAGACUACGGCCACCACUACCAGUUCCCUUAAGGAUGCACCUGUAUCAGAGCAGAGUGCAGCCAGCCCCUGCUCUCCCAUUCCCCUGGUUCCUGACCCUAGCUGCCUUGCAGGGUUCGGAAGGCAGUUUGGUGUGGAGGCUCUGGGUAGAGGACAGGUAGCCUCUACCCACCCCUGGUACCUAAGUUGGGCCCCAGCAGCCUUGCAGAGUCCCAGAAGCUAAUAGUAGCAGCGGCUCAGGUCUCGGAGCAGAGUGCCGCCAGCCUCUGCCCACCCUUGUUUAGGGACCCUUGCAGCCUCAUGGUGCCCAGACACACGAUGACCGUGUGGGGCGCGGGCCUCUGGGCAGAGGGCAAACUGCCUCUGCCUAUCUAAGCGAUGGUCCCUGGGAACGGGUGCCGAGCUGAGUGAGAUUCAGGGGGAAGAUGGUGUAUUACUUGCCUCCUCCCCAGUAUCCCGAACAGCUCCCGGGGGAGAGCACAGUCGGCUCUCCUCCCCAGAAGCCAGCAACGACCCCAGCGAUUAACAGGAAGCGGAGCCGCGACGGACUCUAAAACUACUCCCAUCCUCAGCCAGCUAGGAAAACCGCAGCGACCCCGGUGAUGGAAUGGCCGGGAGGGCACGCUUGUUUGGGUGGGGGUUAGCGGAGGUAACCAGGCGGAUUACCUGUGGUCCGCUACAGUUUUCUGUUAAUAAUUUUCAAGUACAUUUUAGUUUGGAUUUUUUUUGUUUGUUAUAAAUGAAUAAAAGAUUUCUAGUUGAUAAAUGACCUAAAACUUAGAUCAGCUCCACACUAAAUAACACUAUACGGCUACCUUUAUUGUAGUUUGGUUAGACGAAAUUAACAAACAUCUGUUGGAAAUAGAGCUUUAAAGGAACACUAUAAGCUCCAUAGCCACAACUGGAGUGGCCCGGGUUCCUUGCAGUGUAAGUAGUCAAACUGUUUUAGAACUUCUUAUCUGGUGUCUGUCAGGUAUUGCUGCCUGUGUCUGACACUUGAAGCUCUUGGCCUUGGAUAACCCUGGUAGUUCAUGGCUUAGAUCAUCAACUGAGAGCAACCAGUCUUGACAGAAGGACACAGCAAGGGUUUUUUUUUCAUGUUGUCAUGGGUUGCAAGGUCUCUUAUUGUAUCUUGGUCACUGCUUCUUCAAUCCUGCUAUGGUCCUGUAUUUCUGCUUCAGCAUAAAAUGAUUAUAGCUGCAGGAAUAGUGAAUAUAGCCCUCUUGUGAAAUUCCUCAUUAUAGUGGACAAGACCAGUUGUAUUGGGUAAAACAACUGAACUGUUGUUUGUAGAGAAAAUGUAUUUAUACUAGGGAUCGAGCCGAUGCCGAUAAUCUGUGAACUUUCAGGCCAAUAGCCGAUAACUUGCCGAUAUUCUGUACAUUUACCAUUUUGAAAAAAUAAACUAAUCCUAAAGAUAAAUGCACAAAAUAUACAUGCCACGUGUAGUGGAUGAAGUGUGUUUAGACAGGGGAGCUGUGUGUGUUUGUGUAGUGUGUAUAGUGAAUGCAGUGCGUGUUUGUGUAGUGUGUGUGUAUAUAUAGUGAAUGCAGAGUGUGUUUGUGUAGUGUGUAUAGUGAAUGCAGAGUGUGUGUUUGUGUAGUGUGUGUAUAGUGAAUGCAGGGUGUGUAUAUAAUGCAGUGUGUGUGUGUUUGUGUAAUGUGUAUAUAAGGCCGUGUGUAUGUAAUGUGUGUUUGUGUAGUGUGUGUGUGUGUGUGUAUAUGUAGUGUGUGUGUGUUUGUGUAGUGUGUGUGUGUGUAAAAUGGGGGAGAGGGGCAUUUUGUUAUGUUAAUUUUUUUUAUUUUAUUUUUUAAUAUUUAAAUGGUGUUUUUUUGUUUUUGUUAGUCCCACUGGUGUUAGUAUUCCCUGGUGGUCCGGUGGCUUGUUAAGUACUGGGGGCGGGCAGCAAGCGCUGACUUACCUUGCCAGCAGCUCCUCCAGCUCCCCUGUGUAAAUCUCGCGGCCCUUACUGCUGUGCGGAGCGUUGCCAUGGUAACCCAUGGCAACGCUCUGUGGUUGCGGGUCUCGGGAGAUUUAGACAUGGAGCUGCAGGAGCUGCUGGCAAUAAGUCAGCGCUUCUGCCCCAGGACCGCCGGGCUUGUGAUGAGCCUGGCGGUUCUAGGAGGUAUUAUCGGCAAUAUCGGUAUCUAUAUUGCCUGAUACCGAUAUUGCUGAAAAUACAGAAUAUCGGCUGAUUAUAUCGGUAAAACCGAUAAUCGGUCGAUCCCUGAUUUUAUACCACUACACGCACAGGGGGUCUUUAGCCAGAACAAUGCAACCACUCCCUUGUGUCUUGGUGUCUGGUACAUAAUUAGAUUAAGACUUAAUUAAAUUACCUGCUGGACAUCAAGCCCCAUUACAAAAUAUUACACAAUAUAUUAAUUAAAACAAUCGCUUUCAUCCAGCUGAACAUUUUACAUACUAACUCGUUAUGACAACAGUAACACAAUGUACCUACCACAUGCUAUACAUCACUUUAAAGCUGGUGACAGGUCCUGUAGUUUGUGUGUAGUAGGCUAACCUUAAAGCCUCCCCAGUAGGCUAUGGCACGGCUGCUUAUGUGACAAAUGUAAUAAGCAGCUGUGAGUUACCAUAUAUUUGCCAUAUUGUGGUUUAUAUGUUGCUGCUGUCUUUUUUAAAUUUCUGACCCUAACUACAAAUGGGCAGGGAAUUGAGCCUGUAUUUGUGGAACAGGUUUAACACCCUUAGAAGACACUGUCUUUUUCAGUUAAUGCAAUGGCCUCACCUUAUCAGGUAAUGCAAUAGCCUUAAUUCCAUUGUUCCCUCCAACCCCACCCUCUAUUUCAAAACAUUCUACACAAAAAAUUUGACAAAGGUUUGUCCUCUUCAGGUCUACCCAAUCUUCUAUUUUUGGCAAACACAGCAGCUGGCUUUCAGGUUCAAAUUUCCUGAAUCACUUUCUAUGCAUUUGAAUUUAUUCCAAGAUAUUUGUUGGCAAGAUUCUAACAUUACUUGAAGAACUUGUUUUGUGAGACACUCUAGGUUGCUUGUGUCUCUGUCCCUCACUGUGGAUCAGAAUUCUGUAUGAAAGAAUCAAUUCUAGUGCUAUAAUUACCAUAACAGAACUGUGGCAACUGUGUUUGGAGCAAGGCUCAAAACUAUUUCUUUGAAUUUUCCUGUAUCCCCAUUUGUGCAGUCAAGUCUUCACAGUUCGAUGUUUAGUAAAUAAACCAAAAGUGAGUGGUGCACUGACUGAUCACAUAUAUCCAUUGUUUCUAACACUUGUUCAAGCUUUUGUACUUCGAUUCAGUGGAAAGUUAGGUUACUCAUAUAUUGCAAACAUGACGGUAACGUUUAAGUAUGACUAUGAUUCUGCAAUUAUAGACACAUCCAUUUUGUGGUAGACAUAAUACUAUGUAUAACCCUCUAAAAGAUGAAUUAAUCACAUAAACGAUUAAUCAGAGUGGAGUGAGCAAAACUUCACAUUUGAUAUAAAACUUCCUAUUACAAGGUUACAAUAUUGGUAGGAAGAUUGAGUAAUAGUAGUGUAGUAAUAUAAAUCCUAUAUUAAAGAGAAGCACUGAUUUAAAAAUAAGUCAGAUGCAUUUGAGUGGUGUAUACCUCCAUAUAUAAUCUGUACAUUGUACAUGUUCAAGUCCAUUUUUCAGCAAUUCAUAGUUGCGCUAUUGCAUCUUUGAGACUUUAUUUUGAAAUCUAAUGCAGUUAAUUGUCCUAAAAUUUAGACUGCGCCCUUCUUUGUAAGGUGAAGUACGCAGUGAAAAGAAGAGCCUUGUCCGAAUAUUAGGAAAAUUAAUUGUGAUGUAAAGCAUUUUCAUUACGUUACAAUGUACUAUUUUUGACUAUGAUCAACAGUCCUACUGUAGAGAUGCAUUUUGAGGAACUAAACUGUGGAGUAAUUUUGUUUUUAUUACAUAUACUUAGUCAAGUGUGUCACUUCUGUUUUUUCAGGCUUCCAGAUAAUGUAACAUUCGAAGAGGGUGCGCUCAUUGAACCUCUUUCCGUGGGAAUCCAUGCCUGUAGGAGAGCUGGAGUGACUCUUGGUAGCAAAGUCUUCAUCUGUGGUGCAGGUAUAUGACCUGAUAAAAUUUAUAGUUGUGUAGACCAAAACAUGCAUUUAUAUAUUUUUAAUUAUUAUCAUCUCUUUUGUGUGUUUCAGGGCCUAUCGGACUGGUUUCUCUUCUGGUAGCAAAAAUGAUGGGUGCUUCACAAGUAGUGAUAAGUGGUAAGAACUGAAUAAAAACUCACUUCUUCACAAAAACAUAUCAAUUAAACUGUUAACCCCUUAAGGACCAAACCUCUGGAAUAAAAGGGAAUCAUGACAUGUCAUACAUGUCGUGUCCUUAAGGGGUUAAUAGCUCCCAACUGAUUCCUCUCCUGCAACGAUCAUUUAUGAAACAAAACACAACACACUAGUCUUUAAUGAAUAGUAUUCGACCAAUCUACUUCUCUAAUACUAUCCUUACCUUUUGUGUCACUUUAUCCCACUCCCUCUAGCAUGUAAGCUCAUAAACAGGGCACUCAAACCCUCUGUUCCUGUGCAUCAAACUUGUCUGGUUACAAUUACAUGUUUGUUAGCCCACCUAUUGUAAAGCGCUACAUAAUUUGUUGGUGCUAUAUAAAUAAUAAUAACUAAAUAAAAGUAGAUUAUGUAUUAACUGCCAUACAGUCUGGGAAAGCACAAGUGUACUAAAGCUUUUAGACUUGAACUCUGAUAAAGCACUCUAUGUGGUAGGAGGUAAAAAUAAGCCCAUGUAUUUGAGUCACACAGCCUUAUCUGUGCUAUUUUUCCCCACUCACAGUGCUGUAGACAGGGGCAGUUAAACUCUAAAUGCCAUUCCACAUUUCCUAACCCUAGUAGAUCCUAUCAAAGCAUUUUUUGGGGUAAGUAACAAACAGGUGUUAAAAAAAUUCCCUGGGUAAUGUCAAUACUUCAUGAUGCUCUCGGCACACUUUUAGUCAUUUGCUGAGAGAUGCUAUACAGGCAUAUACUCCAUCGAUUAUUUCUUCCAAAGUGUUAGGCAUGCUCUGUAAAAUAUCAAAAAGAAGAAAUAGAAACACUAGUGAGGAAAAAAACCUUAUGACACAAGAAGUAAAUACAAACAGGAGACCUAGAAAACAGAAAAUGCACAACAUAGUGUGAACUGUUUAAAAGCAUAAAAUAAAAAGGGUGGGAUAGGAGUUCCACUUACAUGACUCAGAACUGUCCCAGGCUCUGUAUUCUAUGCUGUAAGGUGCCAUUAGGGGCUAUACGAUCCAGUUCCCCUCUGAGUCAUGUAAGUGGAACUCCUAUCCCACCAUUGAAUGCUUUUAAACAGUUCACACUAUGUUGUGCAUUUUCUGUUUUCCAGGUCCCCUGUGAAAAAUUAUGUUUGUAUUUAUUUCUUGUGUAAUAAGUUUUUUUUUUUUUUUUUUUCCUUACUAGUGUGUGUGUGUGUGUGUGUGUGUGUGUGUGUGUGUGUGGAUAUAUAUCUAUAAAUAUAUCUUCUUUUUGAUGUUUUAUUGAGUGUUUGGGGAAAGCAUGUCAUAUACUUGUUUUUGACACCUAUUCACUUUACACACUUAUCUUUUUUUUUUUCAUGCUCUGUAAAAUAUUAAGUAAUACCUGUUUGGAAUAAAACAAACAUUGGUACAACCCAUAGAUAACAUUUAUUUAGCUACUGUAUUGCAUCAGAACUCUUCCUGUGACAUUCACGCAAUAAUGUCUCUUGUUACCUCAGGUCCAUUGCUCUAUUAAACCCAUGUCCACUUGGUAUCCUUUACUAAUAACUGCGAGGUACAUUUGUUCCAGAAUAUUUUUGCAAUAAUUCAUGCCCUACUUAAUAUCAUACAAGAACAUAAAAACAUUCAACUAAUUAUAGAAAUAAACAUACAUAAUUAUACAAAUCGAAUAAAGUAUAAUCUCACUCAUUGUUAAAUAUUCUGCAUUUUGAAAUGUUAAUUCAGAUGUUCUCCAAUGUUCUUUUUGUGCUCGAAGUAGUGAAGACACUUUAGCUGCUUUUCAGAUCAAUGGCAGGACUACAAGCAUUCCAUUUCACUCCUGGAAAAGACAGAUUAUAUUUGAAAACAAUGCACAUUUUAAUGCAGAGCAUAAGGGGUUUUUGAAGGAUUAAUGUAUUUUCUUUAAGGCCUAAUAGAGGUAUAAAAAUCUUGGACAUGAUAAAAUGUAAUCUGUAAGACACAACUUCGUGAAGAUUUAAAUUGUCCCUUCCAAAGUGAACAUUCAGCUCUUCAUGAAAGUUUGUGACAUUUUGCAUGUGUUGAGUCUUAUAGAUGUACAAAUGCAGUGGGACCUUUUGUAAUACUGAAAACGUCUUCACUAUUCAGCUUAAAGGGAAUCUAUUUGCGACUAUAGACUUUCUUCUUGCAAUGUGCACACUGCCCUCCCUUCUUUGAAUUGUAAAAUAAUCUAGACUAAUAAUACUCAUCUAGUUUCCAGAGCCAAUACUCCUCUUUUUUUUUUUCUUCAUGUACUCUGUCCCUGAUUAAUGAUCAAUUGUCUAUUAUAGUGGCAAUAACAAAUAGCUAACUCUAAUUUUGCUCUUUGUUGAGCUAUAUUUUUUAUACAGUAAUAUUUUCAUAUUUUUUUUUGUAGUUUCAUUAUAAAUAAGACUAUAAAGGAACUUGUAAUGUAAAUCACUGGUAUCCAGUGCUGUAGUGCAUUCAGAACAUAUAGAAGGUAGUUACACUAAUGUGUGCCUGGUGCAUCUUUGGAAUAUAUGGAGGUAUAUAUAUUUUAUACUUCUCUUCACUGCCCACCUUGCUACAGUAGACACUUCAGUAGUGUUUACUGUGAUAAAGGAACCUUUAAGUUGUUGACCAUUUCUUCUAAACCUUGAAUCACUUGAAACACAUUACACAUUUGUUUUUUAUUUGUCAGGUAUUGUCUCCUCUGCCUAUUCCUCUGUAGCUCUUCUUCCAGGCAGAUAUGCACCUCUGCCUGCAAUGUGAUUGCUCUUGUCUUUAUAAAGACACUUACAGCUCUCAGACCUAGAUCUCUUUAAUUUGGCCCAGAGCUAGAGGAAUCAUGCAACCAUGCAACAGGUACUAAAACUCUGUGGCUGGAAUCCCUAAAACUCAAUACAGGAGACAAAGUUCCUAAAGGAACUAACAUGCAAAGAUUUAUUUUACUUGGGACUAGCCAAUAUGGCUAUGUCGGGCCUAAGGACUUUAGGCGCGCUGCACAAAAACUGUUCACAGCGCCCUUCUGUGGCCACACUCCCUCCCGGGACACACCCUCACAUUAAUACUUCAUUUAAAACCUCAUUACUCCCCACUGCCUCCCCCCCAAUUUUUUAUAAAAAAGCUGUAUCAAAAUACUACAAUAUAAAUAUAACUUUGUAGAGGUGUCCCUCCCAUUUGCAGUUAAAAUUAGAAAAUAAUAAAGAUUUAGUCACCUUUUUCCAGCACCUCCCACAAUGUCAUUGAGGGGACAUUGCCUACCGCGCCAAUUUCCAAUCUAAUGCUUUUCAUACUGGAGAAGCAAGUGUUGCGUAAGCAGUAAAGUGUUCCCAUAGGAAAGCAUUGAAUCAAUGCUUUUCUAUGGGGUUCUUGCGUCACGUGACCGAGUUUUACUCAGUCAGUUCAGUGGAAGCAUAAAGAAAGAAGUAGAAAGGUGGGUGGGUGAACAAUAGCUAAAAACCAAGUGCAGGCAAGCCUCUGUAAACAGGACAAAUAAUAAAAGACAAAAUACUAGAAAGAACAGGGCUGUAUUGGUAUAUAAUAAUGAGGGAAUAAGAAAGAAAUAUAGAAUAUAAAAUGAAAAAGCAGCAAAAAUCACAGCACAACAUAUGUGCCCAAAUAUCUAAAAAUCCACAAUAGGCAAGGAACCUAUUGAGCACUAUCUGGGACCCUGCACUUUGGUAUCAGCGGUUUUUAUCCUGUUUGUGUGCUGAUUUUGUACACUGCUUAUGCAGUAUUUACUUUGGGCUCGUUAUACUGUAUGUGUAUAAGUGAUACACUUUCUUGUAUAAGCAUAUUUGCACUUUAGCACUUGCGCUUUAUUCCACUGCCCAGUUCAGCAUCAUAUAUUGUUAAGCUGCUAUACCUAAGGGUUCCUUGCCUAUUGUGGCUUUUUAGAUAUUUGGGCACAUAUGUUGUGCUGUGAUUGUAUUUUGUAUCAAUAAACUUUUGCUGCUUUUUCAUUUUAUAUUCUAUAUUUCUUUCUUAUUCCCUCAUUAUUAUAUACCAAUACAGCCCUGUUCUUUCUAGUAUUUUGUAGUUCAGUGGAAGCUCCUCUGGUGACUCUCAUACUGACAGUCGCUAGAGGUUAUCUUAACCCUGCAAUUUAAACAUUGCAGUUUCUCAAAACACAGGGCCACUGCACUCAGACCACUUCAUUGAGAUGAAGUGGUCUCUGUGACAAUAGUCUUCCUUUUAAGAAUUUUUUUUAAAAAAUUUGUCCUAUAAUAGGUAAGAAAACCCCCCAUAUAUAGCCAAUAGUCUAUUUAAGAAUAGGAUGCACACUAACACACUCAUUCUCACUGACACACACAAUGACACAAAGAUAGAUUCACUGUCUGAUGUAUGUAUUUACACCCACAAUGAUGCAUAUAAUCAGUGACACAAACAUUGACGUGCACUCACUCACCCAAACCCACAGGCACUCAUUGACACACAUACACUGAGCAAGCACUCACUAACACAUACACUCACUGGCACAAUCAUUCACUAACACACAUUGACACAAGAAAUCACUGACACACACACACACACUCGCUUAGAAACACACUGACUCACACACUUAUUGACACAAGCACUAACUGAAACACACAAUGUAACAAGUACUCACUAACACUCAUCGACACAAUAACUCACUGAUACAGGCAUUCACUGACACAAGCACUAAAUGAAACACACACACACUGGCACAAACCAUGGCAUUAACACUGUCACACAGACACUGAGACUGGCACCUAAUGACACACACUGACAUACAACAGUUUACAAAUGCAUAUUUCCACUAUAUGGUUUACAGAGACAGGUCCUACAGGAUUGUAAUUGUUGGAGCCUGACAGCCCUGACCGAGUAGGAGAAAUAGCAGAGAAUAGAUAUAUCCGGUCAUAGAAAACUGACCUGCUGCAGCCAAUAGCUCCACCCUCAGCCAUGCUCCCAGCUUUGAGACAGGAUUCUGCAGAGUGUCACACAUCAGCAGGGGAAGGGCAGGGCUGUGCUGACACUCCUCUGAGGGAAAACUAGAGGCAGCACAAAGGCCAUCAAAGAGGCUACUGCUGUAAAAUGCAGGUGGAGCCGUGGAGGGCUGAAGUAACAUGCUUUCUAAAUGAGUAAACACAGGGGGCUGUCACAUUUGAAAAUGAGUGUAUGCUCCCCCAGCCUAGCCUAACCUCCUGAGUGCUACAGAGGGUGCAAGGGAAGGAUUAAAAAAAUGUUCACCUAGUGUCCAAGCAUGUGCGAGUUGUGUUGCCUGCCCGGUGCCCCUGUUGCCAUGGCACCCUGUGCGGCUGCACCCAAAGGCCAGCCCUGCCAAUGUGAUCAUUACAUAAAGCUUACGGUGUCACACACUAAAAUACAUAAAACCAUAUAAUAAUAUAGGGACACACAUAUUUACAAAGGUGCAGGGAAUAUAAUAACUAACACAUGAAAUAUAUUCAGAAACCAUAAUAUAUAAAUCUGAAUAUGCAAAUUAACAAGCCAGCUGUUCAGGUAGUGCAUAUAGCGGUUGCUACCAUCAGCUGGUGCUGUACAAGCUCCAGAGCCAAAUCCACCUAGUUGGUAGGAAGCAUCAGCAGGACAGGAGCCCAACAUCCAGGACUAGACCCUUAAACCUCUCACCCACCCUACCCCCCAUUAAUGCCUAUGCUUUAAAUGUCUUGAUAACAUUGACAUUGGAUUUCAUUGGCCACCUUGAACCCUCUGCUCUUUGCACCCUGAACACAAUACUUUUGUUACACUGGAAUGAGGAAAUUGUUGCUGUAUACUGUAUCUAAUAUUUUUCCUGCACCUUCUUUGUACACCUGUAAAAAUGCUUUGUGAAAUAGUUUUGCAUAUAUUAAGCUUACAAAAUAGCCAAUUUCCUGUAGUGGGAAUAGGACAGAAUAUCAUAUGAAACAUCAGCCAACAAUGGAUUAAAAUGGAAUAGUGUUCACUGGGUCAAAGAUAAAAGCAGCCAUGGUAGUCUUCUGAUAAAAGAUGUAAAAUUUAUGAUAUGGGAUAUGUAUUCUCUCUUCGCAGUUGAAUAUUUCCUUAAAGAGAUCUUUUUUAAUAUACUAAAUAAAGUUACAUCUUAAAAUCAUGUGACAAUAGUGAAGAUAUAAUACUUUGUUUUAACUUGCUUAUUUUUGACUAUUAUGAUUAAAACUUUAUUUAUAAUUUUAUAUAUAUGAGGGUAAACCUAAAGGUAAAAAAUGGUCAGUUAGAUAAGCAGCAGGUUCACAUUCACUAAACCUGUUCCCAUCACAAUGGACCUAGAGAUCUGUCAGUAACUCAUGUAUUUGUGUCAUACAUCAUGGUUCAGUUUCUUUUCAAAAUACCGUGACAGCAAAUGCUACAGACAGAGAGAGCACAAUAUUUUGGAAAAAAAAGCAGACAGCUAAAAAAAAAUGUAAGAACUAACUGGAAUAACUGACUGUCUGUCUGACCCACAGUUCAUAAAGGUAGGCAAGUGAUUUUGUAAACAUUUUCUAUAUAUAUAUAGAAAAUGUUUACAAAAUCACUUGCCUACCUUUAUGAACUGUGGGUCAGACAGACAUUAAAAAAUCAAAACGAGCUGGUAUAGUAAGACUAUAUUAACAUAUUAGUUUUUGUAAAGUCCACUAUCCUCUAUCUUUGAACUAAUAGUUAAUGCAAAGAAGUGAUCACUGUGAGAUAGCAUAGCUUUAAUGAUGUAAGGAUGGCCUAGAACAUCAUAACAUUAUGUUGGGAGCCAGGUGAAAUCCCUGCUCACAUUGGAGAGAUCAUGGUAUCUAUUGAUACCUGGGGCUUCCCUCUUUUAAAUGGGGUUAUAUUUAUUGGUCCCAGACUGACCAACAAACAGAAUGCAGCUCAUAGUGAGUGCUGCAUACAGCCAUUUAAAUCCCUGAGCAAUCACUCUCAGCUGUGAGACCCCCAGGAUCUAAAAAGACCCUAUCAGGAUUUCCCUGCAUGCCUCUUGCUAAUUUGUGAUAGGUGCUGGGCUUUGCCAGCUGCCAUGCAUUAUUGAUUGGCAGGUAAAAAAACAUGCUGAAGCUGCAACGUGUGAGGGCUAUCUGCUCAUGCUGCAGUCAACCAUUCGAUUGUGCCUCCUGAACAUGAUCUAUUGUUUUAGCUGGGAAUUCAGCAGGGGCAAUCAUUCUGAGUUAGGUGUAGGGUUAGUGUUAGGGUAAGGUAAGGGUUGCUGCUAUUUUAGGAUUAAGGAUGGGAUUAGUAUAAGGUUAUGGUAGGUGUAUGGUUAGAUUAAGCAAAGUGAUUGGGGUGGGUUUGCUAUGGUUAACGUUAAUAAACCAACAAUCAGAAAUGUUGAGUCAUUUUUCUUUAGUUAAACUUAAUGUAUAAAAAUUACAAAAUGUGUAUUAUUUUUAUUUAUAACAUUUUCUUAAUACUUGUCAGGUAUACUUAUAGGAUUUUGUAAAAAUUGCUUUCAGUCCUUUUAAAAACUAUAUAUAAUGUGUAUGGGCGCACUUAAAAAGAAACCUUUUAGAUUACUGUGAAACAAACACAUAGUACACAUUCUAGGUUUUGCUUUUGAUUCAGAAGGUGGACAAUGCCCGCUUGUGUUGGGAGAUUUCCAAAAAGGCUGGUUUUAUGAUACUUCAGCUUUUUAAUAGCACCACACAGAGUACAAUGGCCCACACAAAGGAGUUAAUGAUGGAUUUCUCAUUAUGUGUGUUGUAGGUGUAAUAAAUCAAUUUGCAUGGAGCUAUUUAUAAAUGUGUUAUUACACUAAUACUUUACAUUAUUAAAAGAGUAUUAACCUCACCUUGAUUUAAGCAGGUGCAGAUAUUGUUUUGUUUGUUAGCUUGCAGAACACAUAUCCACCAGGCUGCCCUAUAAUGUUAUAUUUUUGUUGCACAAAUAUCUUCUUAUCUGUUGCUGAAAGUUAACUGGGUUGUCUGCAGUCCUAGAGAGUACUAAUCUGGGAUAUAUAUAUAUAUAUAUAUAUAUAUAUAUAUAUAUAUAUAUAUAUAUAUAUAUAUAUAUAUAUAUAUAUAUAUAUAUAUAUAUAUAUACACACACAGUCAGGUCCAUAAAUAUUGGGACAUCGACACAAUUCUAAUCUUUUUGGCUCUCUGCACCAACACAAUGGGUUUGAAAUGAAACAAACAAGAUGUGCUUUAACUGCAGACUUUCAGCUUUAAUUUGAGGGUAUUUACAUCCACAUCAGGUGAACGGUGUAGGAAUUACAACAGUUUGUAUACGUGCCUCCCACUUUUUAAGGGACCAAAAGUAAUGGGACAGAUUAACAGUCAUAAAUCAAACUUUCACUUUUUAAUACAUGGUUGCAAAUCCUUUGCAGUCAAUUACAGCCUGAAGUCUGGAACGCAUAGACAUCACCAGACGCUGGGUUUCAUCCCUGGUGAUGCUCUGCCAGGCCUCUACUGCAACUGUCUUCAGUUCCUGCUUGUUCUUGGGGCAUUUUCCCUUCAGUUUUGUCUUCAUCAAGUGAAAUGCAUGCUCAAUCAGAUUCAGGUCAGGUGAUUGACUUGGCCAUUGCAUAACAUUCCACUUCUUUCCCUUAAAAAACUCUUUGGUUGCUUUUGCAGUAUGCUUCAGGUCAUUGUCCAUCUGCACUGUGAAGCGCCGUCCAAUGAGUUCUGAAGCAUUUGGCUGAAUAUGAGCAGAUAAUAUUGCCCGAAACACUUCAGAAUUCAUCCUGCUGCUUUUGUCAGAAGUCACAUAAUCAAUAAAUACAAGAGAACCAGUUCCACUGGCAGCCAUACAUGCCCACGCCAUGACACUACCACCACGCUUCACUGAUGUGGUGGUAUGCUUUGGAUCAUGAGCAGUUCCUUUCCUUCUCCAUACUCUUCUCUUCCCAUCACUCUGGUACAAGUUGAUCUUGGUCUCAUCUGUCCAUAGGAUGUUGUUCCAGAACUGUGAAGGCAUUUUUAGAUGUUGUUUGGCAAACUCUAAUCUGGCCUUCCUGUUUUUGAGGCUCACCAAUGGUUUACAUCUUGUGGUGAACCCUCUGCAUUUACUUUGGUGAAGUCUUCUCUUGAUUGUUGACUUUGACACACAUACACCUACCUCCUGGAGACUGUUCUUGAUCUGGCCAACUGUUGUGAAGGGUGUUUUCUUCACCAGGGAAAGAAUUCUUCGGUCAUCCACCACCGUUCUUUUCCGUGGUCUUCCGGGUCUUUUGGUGUUGCUGAGCUCACCGGUGCGUUCUUUCUUUUUAAGGAUGUUCCAAACAGUUGAUUUGGCCACACCUAAUGUUUUUGCUAUCUCUCUGAUGGGUUUGUUUGUUUUUUUUCAGCCUAAUGAUGGCUUGCUUCACUGAUAGUGACAGCUCUUUGGAUCUCAUAUUAAGAGUUGACCGCAACAGAUUCCAAAUGCAAAUAGCACACUUGAAAUGAACUCUGGACCUUUUAUCUGCUCCUUGUAAAUGGGAUAAUGAGGGAAUAACACACACCUUACCAUGGAACAGCUGAGCAGCCAAUUGUCCCAUUACUUUUGGUCCAUUGAAAAGUGGGAGGCACAUAUACAAACUGUUGUAAUUCCUACAUUCACCUGAUUUGGAUGUAAAUACCCUCAAAUUAAAGCUGAAAGUCUGCAGUUAAAGCACAUCUUGUUCAUUUCAUUUCAAAUCCAUUGUGGGGGUGUAUAGAACCAAAAAGAUUAGCAUUGUGUUGAUGUCCCAAUAUUUAUGGACCUGACUGUGUGUGUGUGUGUGUGUGUGUGUAUAUAUAUAUAUAUAUAUAAUUUUUAUUCAUUUUUUUCCUCACUCUGGGUACCUAGUGUAAUAUAAAGGACAGUUAUGACACGUUUGAAUCUGUCUUUGAAAGUGUACCUCUUAAUUUUCCUCAUUCUUCUUUAUUUGAGAUUUCCAUGCUAUACCUGUUGCCGCUAAUGUUGCUUGGAAACUGUGCUUGAACUUCUUGGGAGGCUGUCUCUUACCUUAAUGGGUUAAACCAUUUACAAAUGAUUUAAUCCCAAAUUUGCACCCGAUGCCACCUGUUUACUUGGCCUCCUUGCUUCUGUCGAUGUUCCCAGGCUUCAAUGAGGAAAUCUCAGACAGGGCGCUGAGACUAACAGCUGAUGCCCUCAGCCUAUCAUUAGCUCCCAAAUCACAAAACUGUGCGAGAAUGAUUUGUAGCUAUUCUGAUAUAGUUUUGUUAAUAGGGAGUUAGUGAUAUUUUGAAUGUGUCAUCUGAUGCUAUCAGCCUCUGAGUGGUGCUACCCUAAACUUACUCAUUGAUGUCAUAGGCCAUUGCCAGACGCCAGGAGGAUGUGCAAGUGGACACUACUUUUUCAUAACUUUGGGGUUUAUUUAUUUAUUACCGGUAUUUAUAAAGCGCCAACAAAUUCUGCAGCGCUGUACAAUUAUUGGAGAACGUACAAUAUGCACAGACGAAUACAAAAAAGGUAGAGGACCCUGCCCGUACACUGAGAUGUAACCAUUGAAACUCUUUUAUACAAAGUGCUUAGCUAGAUAGCCCCUAAGUUUAGAAUCUAAAGGAUACAGUGGGGAUUUGAGACAAGAAGUAGCAGGGGAAAUUUGGAAGUGAUGGCUAAAAGAAGUUCACAGAGAGUUGCAGCUAUCGGUAAAAUGUAAAGGGAAUGAAGAGGCAACAGAGUAAGAAUUUUGAACAGCUGGAGAAGCAUGUAGGGGGAACCUGGGUGGAUAGUGCUGAGAAAAAAUGCAGAGCUUCUGUAAUGUUGGUUCUGGGAGUGUGAGGUGAGUGAGGCCUGAAGAGCAGAGAUAGAGAUGGAACAGUUAUAUGAAGGUAUUUACAGCCAGGAGGAGCAAAGGAAAGGGGGUGAGGGGAUAGAGUAAACAUGUGUUGUACACAUUUGAAAAGUUUAUCAAAUUCUAACUCCCAAAAUAUUAAUAACUGUACAUGAAAUAUUGUUCAGAAACAUUAAAUGACAAUGAAAAAAAUUGCAUGCACAGAAAGUUACAGUGGCAAACUACACGUAUAACUGGUAACACAUGAUAAUAUGGUAGCAAUGUAAGAAUAAAUGAGGUGGGUUAAAACAUGACCUCCUGGCACCAUAUCAACUUAGUGGAGAUGAAGUUGUUAUGGUGCCUUGAGUGUCCCUUUAUUACCACAUGAGGAAUAUACAUAGAAAGUUAAAUGUAGGUUUUUUUCUUCAGAGGAGCUAUUGAGCUACACUGCCAAGCUGUACAAGUUUUACGUUUUGGGGUGUCCUUUUUAAUUACAACAGGUAUUUACUCCAUAUGAGAAAUCAAGUGGACAACCUCUUUUAUUAUAGAGAUAUUUGAUCAACCGGUAAUUGUACAGUGAAGGAAAAAAGUAUUUGAUCCCCUGCUGAUUUUGAACGUUUGCCCACUGACGAAGAAAUGAUCAGUCUAUAAUUUUAGUGGUAGUUGUAUUUUAACAGUGAGAGACAGAAUAACAAAUAAAAAAAUCCUGAAAAACACAUGUCAAAAACGUUAUUAAUUGAUUUGCAUGUCAACGAGUGAACUAAGUAUUUGACUCCUUCAACUUAGUACUUGGUGGCAAAACCCUUGUUGGCAAUCACAGAGGUCAGACGUUUCAGGCGAGAUUUUGUUAUUUUGUGUUUAUUCCAUUUGUGAAUAACCGCACCAACUCUUGUCACCUUCUCACUAAACUGCUUGGCGAUGGCUUGUAGCCCAUUCCAGCCUUGUGUAGGUCUACAAUCUUGUCCCUGACAUCCACUUUGCUUUGGCCAUGGUGGAGAGUUUGGAAUCUAAUUGAUUGCUUCUGUGGACAGGUUGCUUCUGUGGACACUCCCUUUAAAAGAGUGCUCCUAAUCUCAGCUCGUUACCUGUAUAAAAGACACCUGGGAGCCAGAAAUCUUGCUGAUUUAUAGGGGAUCAAAUACUUAUUUCACUUAUUGACAUGCAAAUUAAUUUAUGUUUAAUUUAAUUAAUGCGUUUUUCUGGAUUUUGUUUUUUGUUAUUCGGUCUCUCACUGUUAAAAUAUAGACUGAUCAUUUCUUUGUCAGUGGGCAAACUAUCAAAAUCAGCUGGGGAUCAAAUACUUUUUUCCCUUACUGUAAUUCAUUAUGGUAGUAAUGAAUUAAUAAUGCAAAAAUAAAAUUAAUAUAACAGUGUAAACCAGGGCUUCCCAAACUUUUAUGGGCCAAAACCCACUUUUCAAAACGGUAACACCAUGGCAAUCAGAUUUAGAGGCAUACAAUUGGCACACAGUAACAAUCCGCUUUAGAUGCAUACAAUUGGCAAUCGGUUUUAGAGGCAUUAAAUUGGCACACCAUGGAAAUCUGCUUCAGAUGCACACAAUUGGCACACCAUGGCAAUUGGUUUUAGAGGCAUAAAAUUGGCACACCAUGGAAACCCGCUUUAUAUGCAUACAAUUGGCAUACCAUGGCAAUCAGUUUUAGAUGUAUAAACUUGGCACAUCAUGUCAACUUUAGGUGCAUAAAAUUGGCACACCAUCAGUUUUAGAGGCUUACAACUGGCACACCAUGGCAACCAGCUUUAGAGGCAUAAAUUCAGAACAUCAUGGCAAUCCGUUUUAGAGGCAUAAAAUUGGAACAUCAUGGCAGCUUUAAAUACAUAAACUUGAUACACCAUGGCAAUAAGCUUUAGAUGCAUAAACUUGGCAUAUCAUGGCAAUCAGCUUCAGAGACAUACAAUUGGCACACCAUGGCAAACAGAUGCAUAAAAUUGGCACACCAUGGCAAUCUGCUUUAGAUGCAUAUAAUUGGCAUAACAUGGCAGUUUUAGAGGCAUAAUUCUGGGAUAUCAUGGCAGUUUUAGAGGCAGAAACUUUGCACAUCAUGGCAAUCAGACAUUCAACUGCUUACUCACAGACUCAGAAUCAGAAGUGCUGUGUCCUGCUCUUUCAUCCAGGCACCUCACAUUGAUUAUCCCAGUGGUGGAACUAAUGUAGAGAGGGCUCUGGUGCAAAUGUGUUUUCUGUGCCCCCCUUUAGUGCAUGUGUGGCCAAAAGGUAGAUCUCCAUCUGUCGGAGAACUUCAACAAUGCUAUACCAGAUGGGGAUCUACCAUUUUCGCAUCAUUGCAGGGUUAUAUUUGUGAGCAAUGUUUGAGCAUUUGAAUGUAAGCAUGUUUUUGUAUUAAGUAUAUGUGUGCAUGAAUGGGUGUAUUUGUAUGUACUGUUGCCAUUGGAAUGUAGUGGUGUACUUGUUUGUAAUGUUUGUGUCUGAAUGCAUGGGUGUUUGUAUGUGGUGUCGGACUUUAAAUGUAGGUGUGCUUUUUGUGUGUAUUAUUAUUAUUGCCAUUUAUAUAGCGCCAACAGAUUCCAUAUAUAUAUAUACACACACACACAUAUGCACUCAUAUACACACACACACGCCCACACACAAGCGAUAUUUUUUUAUAUCUCCAGCCACACUCCUGUUAGCUUACCUUGUGUGUCCAGGAGGGUGUCUUGGAGUCCUGGUCCUGCUGCUAUUGGUGGGAGUGAUGGGUCUGGAACAGCUCUUCGUGCUCCUCUCUCCUCAUGCUGCGACUGCCUCCUCUCCCUCCCUCUCUUUCUCCCUGCAUGAUGCUGAGAAGAAGUGACAGACUGUCACCUCAUCCCAGUCGCCGACAUUACAGGGGUCCGGUCGCGGUCUUAAAGGACCGUGGCACCCGACCGGUCCCCUGUUCAGCAAUAAUGUUUCCCGGUGCUAUAAUCAUAUAACCUAGGAAACAUUCGGCACCACAGCAAGUGACAGUUUGGGAACUGCUGGUGUAAACUAUACUCCUCUCCAAGUGACCCUCAUUAACUGUAAACCUGUUCUUUCAGUAAGGACCAGAAAAUGACUGUACGCUUUCCAACCAGACUUGGACACAUAGUGAAUAUUUAUAUGAAUAAUGCUGGUAUGAACCCCUACUCUAUGUAGUUAAUGGCCAGGAGACUACAACUCCCACAAAACAGCAGGUGGUGUGAGGGCAUCACAAUAGUAUUCUCCCUGCUCCCCAUUUCCUCCCCCAUAAAUAUAAAUCAGAAAGCAAGACCUACCUGAGAUGGAGCAAACCUUAAUAUGGCUGCUCCUUUUGUGGUGUAUCAUGUCUCUGGAGCUCCGUUUGUGGUAAGUGCUGAUGUCUGCUGAAUCUCCCACGCAUAUAGGGACCUCUUCCUCUUUGCCACAGCAUUCAUAAGUGGAUCAGCAGUAGGCAGGCCAGUUAUGGAGCUGUGAGCUCGCUUAUAGCUCCUCAUAGGGUUCAAUGCGUCACAUUGGAGCUGCCUGCUUUGAACAUUGACAUUGGACAUCCUCAUGCAAAGUGUGAGGCCAUCCAAUGUCUCCUAGCAGAGGUUUACUCCAUCAAAAUCCAUGAAGCACCAUGUAUUGGCUGUCUGAGAGACAACCACUAGGGGUGGGCUUAACCCAGAAAUAAAACAUUGUAGUGUUUUUCUUCAUAGGGCUAAAAUGACAGGGGCAAGGUAGCCAGACCAUGUAAUUGAGAUGAAGUGGUCUGGGUGCCUAUAGUGCCCCUUUAAGGUAAAAAAAAGUCAUACAUUAUAAUAGUAAAUGUAUAGAAAAGGCAAAGUCAUGGCAUACAAUUUAAAUUGUAUUCACUAAUCAUCAAAUAGUAAUGAAUACCAAAGUGCAUUAUUAAUGCCAAAAUAUUACAUCUUGAAAUUUGAACCAAUUUUUCUGUAGUCACAACUUGGCUGAAUUCAGCCUGAAGUUUGCAAAUAUGCUUUGGUUUAUAGCUAUUUGCUGUUCAGUGAAUAAACCCUAUUGUCUAGGUCUGUAAUUCAACGGGAUUUCCCCAUCUAAUGUAUGUAUUUUAUUUCAGUUUAUCUCUAUUUUCAUCUCUAUCUCUGUGUCAGUCAAUAUUUGAUAUUGUCUCUUGAGGCUCUCUUUGUCUCUGUGUCUUGUUUAAAGAUAUAUUUUAUCAUUUAGCCUGUUUUUUUUUCUCAACUCUCACCCUAUCUGUCUUUUUCUCUUAGACUUUAUAUAUUUUCUCUUAGAUCUUAUAUCUAUUUCCAUCAAUCUCUAUCUUCCUCUUUCUUACACCCAUGUAUCUCUUUAUUUACUAUUUGUCAAUGUCUCUCCCAUCCUGUUAUCCAUAUUUAUGUCUCUCAGUUGUUAUUUCUCCACACCUCUUAUCCCAACUCCUAUACCUGUCUCUCAAACCCCUUAAAUCUGCCUUCUAGUCCACUAUACUUCUGUUCCUCUAUCCCCUUUUCUUUGUCAACCUAUUCCUGUUUUGUAUGGCCCCAACCAACAGGUACAACUUGUUUUUACUAACCUAGCAGUCAAAUUCAGGAAUGACAAUUGUGAGAAUAAAAUUCCUACUACCUCAAGACCCACAAGUUAAAUAUAUUUGACAUACAGGUUUUGUUUGACAUCCCUGCAAUAAUCCAUAUGCAAACAAGGGACGUCAAAUAGGCAAUCUGAUAUGUUACCAAAUGAAUGAAUGAGUGAGACUGUAUGGAGUUGUAUAAAUAGUAAAUAGUAGAUAACCUUGUUUAGCCAAUCAACUUCAAAGAUGGAAAAUUAAGUAUGAGAGGUAAAAACAAUGGCAAGUGGUCAGGUGGUGGUGCCAGCUCCACCCUGGGCUUUUACCCUAAUAGCCUAAUAAACUGAAAAAUAGAAAUGACCUCCAAAAUAUAAGGAGAUCUGAGGCUGGCAAAAGACGUAAAUAGACAACGCUGAUAGAGAUGUAUCUAAAGACUCAUUGUAGUGAUGGUAUAUCAAACAAUAGGGGAACAUCAGCAACCUUCAGUUGUAUUGACUAGUGCUCUUAUGGAAAAAUAAAAUUAUGGACAUAUGUCUUUAUUUAUCCUUGCUGCAAAAACCACAGGACACUAACUUUGCUCCCCUUCCAUGGCCAAAAAUGGUAAUGAAUUUACCUAAUUAAUAUUGCCAGGGGCAGCGAUAAAGAUUCCCUCCAAAUGUAUGGAAAUAGACAGAGAGUGGAAAAUCUAAAGGUAGGCUGUUUGAGUAUAUAUGGGGCACCGGGUAAUGCAAGGUAGUGGAUGUGUUAUAAACCGCCUACCACCCCUUCUCAUCAAUUAUUCCCAAAAUGCUGGGCUAUUAGGUGGAUAAUAGUAAUCCAAAAGGAGGCUCUCCAAACCACUUAUCUCUUCUAACCCUAAAUCCCCUCCAACACCUUCAUGGGUGUUCUAAACUGAAUCCACUCUGGACUAUGUACACUGCCUAAUCUUCCGUGACAAUAGCUAACUGUGAGCCAACACUAUAUAGAACUAAAGAUAAAUCUAAAUACCCAUUUAAAUCCAGUGAAAAGUCCCUAUAGACUGUGAAAUUCACAGUCUAUAGGGACUUUUCACUGGAUUUAAGUGGGUAUUUAGAUUUAUCUUUAGUUCUAUAUAGUGUUGGCUCACAGUUAUAGGAGUUGUACAUUUGAAAGUAUAAUUAGUAAUCAGGAGCAGGAGACCAAGAUCAAGUUUUCCUAUGAUUAGUAUAAUUAGACAUCAGUAGCAGAUGACAAAGUUUCCCUAUCGUAAGAGGUUUUGAGGUUUCAUUGUGUAAAUAGUUGCAGUCAUAUGGAAUUGUAAACUAUGGUGUAGAACCCUUUAAAAACAAACCAUCCAGGGGAGGCGUGGCUAACUGCAGAGGUGAGCGCAGUGAGAGCUCCCGGUCCUGGUUGACCCAAAAGCCUGAUUAUUAGCUGCAAUUACUGCCUAAUCACCAACACAAAUAUCGGCAAAACAGCAAAAGAGAUUAUAUGCUAUGCUGCAAGAGUUCAGAGUCACUCUGCAAUCUGAUCUUAAGAGAGUGACAUGCAAAAUAAAGCGGGAGAUAUCAGAGCUGGGUGAGCAGACAAACUGCCUGGAGGCUCGCACACAAGAAUUAUGCUCUGCACAUGACUUGCUGGCAGACACAGUACAGCACUUAGCUGAAGAGCAUCUACAACUUAAACGCAAGUUGGCAGACAUGGAAGACCGCUCGAGGGGGAACAAUGUCCGCUUCCGCGGGAUCGCAGCAAGUGUGGCGGCAGACUCGCUCUCAGACUACAUAUUGGCACAAUGCAGAACCUUGUUACCGAACAUCUCAGAGAAUGAGUGGCUUCUGGACUGGGCCCACCGAUUGCCUAGGCCUUCCUAGACUGACUCAAGAUGCGCCACGAGACGCGGUUGUGCACUUUCACUACUUUAAAUAAAAAAAUGCAAAUAACAAUGUUCAAUAUCGCUGGGGAUAUCCAACGAAGGUCCUCAUAUGGAGAAAUGGAAUAACGCAUACUGUUAAUAAAGGCAGUUGGCAUGCAUCUCAUCAAAGAUUGGGGACUAUUCCCUUUACAAGCUUCACAGGAGGCAGCCGCCGCAUCCCCGAAAUGCCUGCAGGAAGAGUGGCAGAUGGCGGGACCGCCCAACAAAGCCUAAACUGUGACUCCAGGGCUCUCUCUCACCAGAGGCCUAACUAUGUAGCUUGAGAGCAUGUAAUGUAUAUUCUUUGCAAGUGUGAGCAGUAUGGGGCUAUUUGGACAGCAUGAACACAGGCCUGUAAAAACACACUGGUUUUCCUGUUAGUAUUAAAUAGCAUACAGACUUGUUCCUGUGCAAAAUUGGUGACUGGGCACAAUGUUGUAUUAUAUGAGGGGCAGGAGUGCGGUAGGUGCCCUGCUGUUGCCCACGGAAUGAUGCAGUAGAGAGUGGCUGAAUCAUGGUGGCACAUGGACCACGGUCGGGUACCGGGACACAGCUGUAUCCUCUGGGCGGUCCAUGGGCCCGCUCUUCCUGGGAACAAGGGAGAGUCCUAAAAAACGAUAUUAGCCCCAAUGGUGGAUUGAUAGAGCUUUAGAGGCUCUAUGAUGACUAUACAACAGGAUGAAGGCGAUAUAAUAUCAUAUAACUGUGAGUAAAUAUGUGUUUAAGUCAGGGUGAUAUUGCACUACACACACAUGUAAGGUCAUUCACACCUCGCUCCGAUCACUGAGCGUACCCCCAAGGAUGAGCGAAGUAGCUGGGCUACUUUACCAGCUGGAGCGCCAACAACGGAGAUGGCGCUAUGUAUGUACAUUGGUUUUUCUAUAAGGUUAUUAAUGUUUUUCUUUACCCCUGGGUUCUUACCACGCUACUCAUAUUAACAACAGGACCACUUAAUAAUGCCAAAACUCAUCACAUCUCUAAUCUGGGACAAUGGCUGACUCAAGAAAUAACCAAAACAAGGGCGGCAAUUUUUUGCUUGCAGGAUACGCACUUCUGUGUCCACAACCCACCUAAGUUUAAUGUCAGACAGUGUGUCCAAGCCUAUCAUGCCAUGUCCCACACUAAAUCGAACGACUUCUCUAUAUACUUCCACAGUGACUGUGUAUUUUCUUCCUCUAAACAAUAUAUUAGCCGUUAUGGCCAGCUGUUGAUACUAGCGUGAUCCAUGAAUGGCCUACAGAUGACUGUAGUCUCCCUGUAUGCCCCUAAUGAUACGCAGAAGUCCUUUUUGCGUAUGGCCUUUCGCAAAAUAGAACAGUACAAGGUAGAACACACGAUCAUAUGUGGGGACUUUAAUUGCACCUUAGACCUGCUAUUGGAUAUUCAGAGAGCUCAUAGCAAACUGCCGACAACUUCUUAAGUGACAUGACUACUAUGACGUCAGGAGGAAUCUUUAUCCUCAGACGAGGGACUAUACAUUCUAUUUACUGAUACAUAUGACCUAUACCAGAAUAGAUCUAUGUCUCUUUGAUAAAAGAACACUGUCAAAUGCAACUAACAUGCAUAUCGGGCCCAUUACACGGUCAGACCAUGCCCACUUCUGAUAACCAUGAAAAUCCCCCAUUCAGCCAGGAGUAGGGUGCUAAAAUGAAGGCCUCCUGGACGUCCCAGAGCACCUCUUCAAACUUAAAACUCAAGUAACCACAUACUUCGAAAAUAAUGCACACUGCCAAACCUCUAUAUCCACUCAAUGGAUAGCCCAUGUGGCGAAACUGACCUCACCACUGGGCAUUGGAGAAGACUGCCACCCUCCUGCCAUGUGACUAUGGCCCCUGGGAUGUAUUGCCCUUUAAGGACAUGAUUUUGGCAUAAUGGAUUUGUGUUGUGCUGCUGCUGGCCCUUUAAGAACCCUCUGGGGACAUACUGUGGAGUUACUGGGUGGCAACCAUUUCAUGUAUCAGAGGUACAUGGUGAGAACAAUGGAUGAAGCACAUGGUGAGAACAAUGGAUGGCGGACAUUUUAACUCACAGACACUGUUUGGACUUUUCUACACGGUGCCAUCUCACCGGUAUUUGCUGCACAAAGACAAAGUUUUAAACUAUACAACAGGGGACACAUUAUAGAGUAAUUAUUUUUUAUAUAGACUGUAUAUGUUCUGCGGAAUCUGCAUUAAACUGGAUCUUCCAAACUUCUGAACGGAUCUGGGUGAAAUUUGGAUAUGUGGUUCACUCAGAUCCCCCGGUUCAGAGGAUAUACUUUUAUGGGGUUAUUGCAUGUUUUGGAGUCCCUGUGAUAUGUUUUAUAAUACUGUAUUUCUCUGCCUGUGAUAAUUAUAUUAACCAUUGUGUUCAGUAAUCAUAUCACAGGCAGAGGGGAGGGUUUUAUGUGGGAGUGCCUGUGUGUAUUGUACGGAUUGAUUGAUUGGUUGUAUUUCAAAACCCUGUAGGCAGUACUAUGUCUGUGGAUUGUGGAUAAAAUAGGCUGUAUGUGCCAACACAGGCAGUUUUGCUUGACCUCAAAACGAAGUGUCGUCUUGUUAUUGGGGGAAUUGGAUUGUAUGCUGAAUGCCAGGAGUGUAAGCUGAUUGUAUGCUUUUCCUGUUCAGCUGCUUACAGCAUUCAAACGCUUGAGAGCAUUCGUAUGCUUCUCCAGUUUGGUGGUUGUAGUGUCUGAUUCAGUGCUUGGAGUCCUCAGGAAGCGCUAGGAGCAUCCUUCAACGGAGGUACCCAGUCGGGGUGCCAGGGUCAACUUUAUACAGAUCGGCUCUCGGGCACUGUACAGAACAAAGUAGACUAGCCCAGGAGAUCUCUAUGUUAGAGGCCACAUGUAAAACUAAUCCUUCCAAGCAAACUCACAAACGACUGAUGGCACUUAGGACUGCAGACCACUGAAAAAUAGCUGCAAUAUCAAAAACAAUCCCAUUACACAUUGGGAAACAAGGUGGGCAAACUCUUGGCGAGGAGUCUAAAACAAAAGCACCUACAGUCCAAAAUACCCUACAUAACAUCUAAGCUGGGGGACAAACUGUAUAACCCCCAGGACAUAGUUAACGAACUGGCAGGGUACUAUGCCUCUCUAUAUCAGUUGAGAAAUGAUCCAGAGACACAUAAGCCAACUAGUGAGGAGAUAGCUCUCUUCCUGGAUCGAGUGCAUCUCCCUCGCUUGACCCAGAACCAGUGUUCCCUCCUAGAAAACCCCUUCACCAAAGAGGAAAUAGCAGCGGCAAUAAAAUAUCUCCCCAAACAAAAGUUGUCUGGACCAGAUGAGCUUUCCAACUACUAUUACUUAAAACUAGCACCGCAACUGACCCCUCACCUCACAAACCUUUUCAACAACAUAAAACAGUCGGGUACUCGCUCAUGGCCCACACAAGCCUUGAAGGACACUUGAAUUGAUUCAAACAGCACACACCAUAUGUAGACUGCGCCAGACUCAGACAAGAUAUCGCACAUGCCAUGACACAGAUAAGCAAUGUUAUAUGUUUUACGUCUACCUAACUAGCUUAAAAUAUGGAAUGCAGUACAUGUGGCCUAUUGCCUUACCAUACCACUGCUCCACAAUUAAGAACAGCCUGUCUGGCCACCCAUUAGCACACGGAACCAGUGGGGGUCCAAGAACAGCUAAACCCCAUCCCCUGAAGGAGAAAGAACCCUGACCAGCAUAACCCGGUAAACCAUAAAUCAUCCUAUACCCUCUGCCACUCCCUGGCACUAAACUACCCCCAACAACCAUCACCCAUGCUUCCUGGCCCCUCUCAUUACAGGACAACCAUCACCUUAAGUUUUGGUGGCAAAGCCACCCAUGCCCCCCCAACUAAGCUGCUUACUGCGGGAGGCACCUACCAACUCGGCACAACCACCUUCGAUAGAGGGCUUCUACUCCACUAAUUCCACGCAAAUCAGACAGUAGCGAUACCUAGCCCAGUGAGACCGGAGACUCAAAACACGAAUAGAAUCCAAAAGGAUUUCCUCAAUCCGCACCAGAGAUGGAACCCUUAGCAACACUCCUGACCACAUUGGGAAAACCUUCCAAGACUACUACAUGGCACUAUAUAACCAUGCCCAACAGUCACACACUAACUCAGACACCCACCGAACCCUAAUAGGUUGCGCUGCAACCAUUUCCCCAGAUGCCAAAAUUGCGAUUAGAAGGGACGCCAUGGUGGAGGAAGUCGCAGCAGCAGAUGGCUACACAACCCGACACUACAAGGAAUUCAGCCCUCUCCUCCUGAAAUACCUCUGCAUCAAUGCAUCACUCAUCAACAUCAACAAAUCCCAACAGACAUCAUAUCGCUGGAUGCCGAAAAGGUGGCCAUACCUAUAUCGAACUGUAGAACACUUAGGACUCCAAGCCGAAUUCAUCACUUUCUGCUGCCUAACAUCACCCCACCAAGGUUUUCCAUAAUGAAGGGCUCAUGACAGGGCUUGCCCCCUAUCGCCCCUCCUCUUUGUCGUCUCACUGCUGCAGGCGGUGCGCUCCACCCGAGAGAUAGAGGGCAUCGUAGAGGGCAUCGUGAUCCGAGGGGAGACAUUCAAGGUCUUGCACGCUGACAAACCCAAAACAGUCGAUUGGCUCCCUAUUUACCCUCAUUCAAGCCUACUCGGAGAUCUCUGGGUAUAAAAUCAAUCUGGCAAAAUCCAAAUUGCUACAAGUACAAAUCGACACCUCCUGCUUAGACUGGAUCAAACAAAAGUUCCCUCUAUGGAUUUGCCAGGCGACCAUUUCUUACUGUGGGAUCCAACUACCAGCGCAUAUUAACAUGCUAUAUGAGAGAAACUAUGCCCCACUGCUGCUAAAAGCCCACAGCGAGACUUCUGGGGAUCUCUUGGCUGGGUCAGACCGCCUCCAUCAAAAUGAACCUCUUCCAAACCCUUCCUAUACCACUACAUAAGCCUGACCUAAAGGCCUUACAAUCCACAAUAGAUGCAUUCAUCUGGAACGGACGCAAACCCAGGGUCCGUAAAAGCACACUGUACGUCCCCCAAAAAUCCGGUGUGCUGGGCCUACCAAAUUUUUCACACUAUCAUUCAGCGGCACACCUAGCCUAAAUCCAGCAAUGGCACACUCAACCGCACAGAAAAAGAUGGGUGAACUUAGAACACCUGAUUUUCAGCUGCGACCAUACCUGUACAUGUGGGUCCCCAAACCACACAGGCCCCUGCCCCCUCCCACAUCACCCGCGAUCACAGACACUCUAGACUUGUGGGAUAGACUACAUGACAAAUAUGAACUCUCCUCCUUCCUAUCCCCCAUGACCCCGAUCUGGAGGAAUAAACUAUUUCCACCAGGCUUUACCCCGAAACACUUUGCCCACUUUGAACAAAGGGACAUGUAACGGACCGUUUUGCCCACAAGAGGUUAGAAACCGUUUACGCGAUAUUCCCCUUUUUCAGCUGCACAGACAGCUACUGCAAGCACCAAUCUCCCGAACUGCGAACCCACGAAUUCACCAACUCCCGAACUGCAACCAAGGGAAUACUCGAAACUCCCGAACUGCAUACCAAGUAGCACUCCAAACUCCCGAACUGGAGACACACGAAUAGCUGCUAGCAGACGAACAGGAAAAGCCCCCAAGCGGCUUACACUCCUGGCAAUCAGUCUCUCACAUACAGUAACUCCUCCCCCAAUAAUGAGAUGACACUUCACUUUGAGGGUUAACUCAUUUACUGGGGCUAACUGCCUGGCUUUUAUGCAGGUCUCCCACCUGGUGGACACUCCCCUAGGGGACCAAAUGGGAGAUUGGGACACAAAAGGUAAAAGGACCAAUCACAGACUUACACAUUUCAACCAUCCCACAAUGCAUCACAAUCCCUCCUCUCUGUCCUGGAGAUAAUUGGGAAGUAAUCCAAUUAUCUCCAAAGACAGAGGCAAAACUCCAUUAACCACAUGGCAGAAAACAAACAGUAAAAGACAUAAAGUUACCUACAGUUACAUUCAGUACAUAAAACAUAUACGUUCUACAUAUCCCCAGAUAGCUCAGAUCUGAGCGCACAUUAUUACCGAAUGGCGCUCAGAUCACAUACAUACAGUUCAAUCGCCAUGGAGCCAAAGUCCUUCACAUAGUCUUUUCGUUACAUGAACAGGCUCCAUGGCUUAGCUAUCUGGGUGAUGCUGUUCAUCCGGUUAAACUACCCAAUGAACAGUCAUUCGGUUCCGCUCUCGAAUGGGAAGGGAAGGAGGCUGGCGGCCCAGCAGUGUUCACGCAAUUAAGUGUCCGUUUUCAGUUCCAUAGUUUAGGUGCUGAACACAGCUGGCCGUUCGGGAGGUAAAAUGGCCGCUGCCACGUGUUCGGCAACCAAACAAAGGCCUCCCAGUGUUCAUCAAUUAAGCUGCGGUUAACCGCAGCUUCUGGGCGGUCAAUUGACGGCACACUCCAGUUCCCAGGUGGUCCAUCGUUCGGUAGAUUGAAUCUACCGAACACCCUGGCAGAAAGGCAUGAAUAAACCUUUCAGCAGGGAAAAUAACAGGUCUGAACUGCAGGGCCAUAGUCUAAAGGGAGCAGCCGAGCAACCAGGCUUCUCCAGUGUACAGUGGCGAGUUUGGUUUCGCCACAGGACAUAUCAAGACUAGGCCAUCUAUACCACGAUGAUGCAAUCACCCAAUUUGCAAAUAUCAAAGACUCUGCCUCCCUCACGACCUUUGAUCACUUCAGGUACAUCCAGCUACGCAGCUUCCCUUCUACCCCAGUCAUAAAACAGACUUGAACUGCCCCGCUCGCCCGCUUCGAGCAAGACUGCAUAGCCCACCCCUCCAGAAAGGGACAAAUUUCGGAACUGUACAUGACCAAAGCAACUCACUCAACCCAACUCACAUUCCCAUACAUUGUGGCAUGGGAGACAGACCUGGGACCCCCAGAAGAGACAUCAGCCUGGGCGGAUACAUGGGAGGCCACUGCCUCCAUCUCAAUCUGCGUCACACAUGCGCAACAAGCAUAUAAGUUGCUGUUCCGAGGGUACAUAAAAACACACUGCCUCGCCAUCAUACACCACAACGCCUCUAACAGCUGCUGGAAACAAUGCAGGGAGACUGGAACAUUCUUACACUGCUGGUGGACCUGCCCAAAACUUAAACCUCUCUGCCAGGGAGUCGCAACGUUAAUAACUUAACACUGCCCCGCGGACCCCUGGACCCUCUUACUCUCAAAACCAUAGAGGCCUACACCAGAGCAGAAAAUAAACUGACUGCACGCAUCGCACUAGCAACAUGCAGAGCGAUUGCAGAGGUAUGGUCUACACUUCGUGUUCCAAUACAGGAAACCAUAACAAGGAAAAUCCUGGACAGCUUACAGAUGGACAAACUCACCAUGCAACUACACGACACACCCAAACAACUCCAUAAAAUCUGAGAUCCCAGGCUGGAUGGGGACACAACCCUACUGUGGUAACAACCCAUCACGAUAGACCGGUCAACCCACACAGUUAUGGGGAAGACACGUGCACACACAACCACUAGCACAGUGAUGGGGAAGACACGGACACAUAAACCCUCGCGGCACGCAGACCCACACAACAACCUCACGAGGGGGGUGGGGACUCGGGUGGGCAAAGGACGAGACCCCCGACCUCUCACCUGAUGCCUAUGACUUUGUCUCUCAUAGAACUCCAACUCCCUCAGUGCUCAUAGGAUGAUACACGCGGCACAGCCCCGGACGCAUACCCCUAUUUAAGAUACACAGAACCCCAGACGAACGGGUACAGCAUACAUUUUAACGGCAAGAUGCAAAGCCGACCGAGCAGUUGGCACAAUAGAGCAUGAGCUCCCUCUUGACCCUGACAUCCGUGGGCCCGCGGAUAGAAAGGGCAGGCCACCAACGAGCCAACUCAUAGCACCAUGACUAACACCAAUAGCGGGGGUGCUGAGAGGGCCCCCCAAGAGUGGCUGACGCACCCCGACCACCACCGUAUAAAGACCACAGCUGCACAUGACACUCAAUGACCGUCUGAGGGACUAAAAGCCGACCAACCGGUGUUACCCUCGGUAAUGCCCCCAUCAGAGAGCACCAACCUCGAUUAUGAUACCAACCAAGGGGCAUGUUAGCCCGGGUACUCUAUAUGCACGCACACUACCAAGCAAUGUGAAGGAGGUUGUGUACGAGUGUCAUGAAUGUGAUGAACUGACCCCCUUUCUUUCCCUCUGGAUGACUUCCCCAAGACAAAAGCCCUGCAAUAACUCUUUUUCUUUUUUAUCUCACCUGUUCUAAUGAGAAUAAUGAAAAAAAAAUAAUAGUAAUAAUUUUUAAAAAAGCACAGUGAAUUGAAUGUUUGCACCACAAAUCCCGAGGACGGUGUCAGAUUUUAGGAGUGAAGCCAGACCAUGUUUCAUUUUUCGUUUUUGUAAUCCACAAGUAUUUCAGUAGAGUUCUCUAUGAAUAACUGGUCCUAGCUCUGACAUUCUAAGACUAUUUUUGGCUGCAGUAAAUUCUCCCAUCAACUCCUGUUGACUUGCAAUGUUAUUCACUAAAGUCUGAAUCGCCCCAUACCGAAUGGGGCAAAACCUUUCAGUGCUGUACACGGCCAUUCAAAAUGCAAAAUACAAACAUUUAACAAUGUCCAGAUUUUGCAUAGUUGGCUCUGAUCGAGCCUGAAUUUGGUUUGGAUUUCAGCCAGAUCGAAUGCUGCCAGAUGUUCUCAGGGGGACCCCUAGCCACCAGGUGCGGGUCACAAUUGUCCAUAACUUUGGGGUUGGACAAUGGCAUGUCCUCCCUCCAUAUCCCCCAUUUAAAUGUUUUUUUUUUAAAUUUAAUAUCAGCCACCAACUGUCCACGAGUGGGGGCAUAGUGUUGGACAUUGAUCCAUCCACACCACUUUAUUUAAAGCCCCCACAAGAUGAGGAUCAGCCUGUUAUUUUAUUGUCCCCAUGGUGGAUUUUUCUAUCAAAUGUGCUACCUAGUUGCUAGGUCUUAAUUACAGUAAGCAGCUGCUGGUUGGUUAGUAGAUCUAUCCCCACCGCGACAAGCAAAAUGGGCAUAGAGGAGGUUUUAAACCUCCUUUAUAGUUAUGUGGCUUAUGUUUUUUUUUUUUUUAAUAUGGCAGCUGGAUUGCAAGCACUGGUCAGCUGCCACAUGCUUUACCCUUGUACUUUAGAGUUUUUUAACUGGGUUCUAGUGCUGCUAGCGGGCAGAGAGUACUUCAAAUUACUGUUCGCUUGCAAAUAACAAUAAUUAAUUUGCUUGCAAAGAAUAAUAAUUAAUUAGCAGAUAUACUGGAUGCAUUUGGUCUUUAUUUUUAUUUAUUUAUUCACUGGACUAUGUUAAAUUAUUUUUCUGACAGCAAAAUAGAUCUUGGAUGUUUGUGUCUUGGCAGCAGUUUAAUGUAUUGUUAACACAGUAAACGCCUCUCAGUGGGAGCUCCCAGAUGGACACUGUGGUUAUGGCAAGCUAAACAGUAAUUUACCAACCCCUGUUCGCCUGAGCCCUCUUACCAUUGCUCCCUUAGCCUCACAGUUAUCUCAAAGAGCAACUCCUUUAACUCCAGUCCAAAUUUAAAGGCACACAUUAUGCACCAUGACUAAUGCAAAUCAUUGUAAUGGAGGUGGUGUGAUGAGUCUUUGGGAACCAUAUACACAUUGGCUAGCCUUGGGGGAAAAAAAAAAUAGAAGAAAUUAUAGAAUGUAUAUCACUGUCCUGAGUCUAACAUGUGGAUUUGGGAAAAAGGACACUAUUUGUAGCUUACACUACUUUGUGAACUCCUGUCCUAAAACAUUAUGUACUUUAUCUCUGCAGAUUUAUCUUCCACUCGACUGGAGAAGGCUAGAGAAGUUGGGGCAGAUUUUGCUCUACAUGUCGCCAAUGAGACACCACAAGAGAUAGCACAGAAGGUGGAAGCCUUGCUAGGUUGCAUGCCAGAGAUUACAAUUGAGUGCACAGGAGCAGAAACAUGUAUUCAAACUGGAAUUUAUGUAAGUAUUUCUAAUUAAUGAAUUUAGAUACACAGAACCCCAGACGAACGGGUACAGCAUACAUUUUAUGUAUGUUGAUAUCUGCAAUUGAGGUUUCUGAACCACCCAGGCAGUCUUAUGAUCCACUACACUUUGUCUCCUUGUUUGCUUAAACUGCUAAGGACCAAACUUCUGGAAUAAAAGGGAAUAAUGACAUGUCACACAUGUCAUGUGUCUUUAAGGGGUGGAACACUAAAGGCAUCCAGGCAAACACAACUCGUAUGCACUUAUAGCCUUUAAUCUAAAUAAUAGAAUUGUUUUCCAGAUUUGUUGCAAAUUGAUGUAUUCAACAUUCAGUGUCUUAAGCUUGCCUCCUCUGCACUGCCUCUUCCCUUCUAAAAUAGUUCCUUCUUGCACUACAUUACAUUAUUCAAAAUACAUUAUUUCUUUGCACAUAGGAGGAAUCACUAUGCUGUACCAAGCUACAUUAUUUGUUUCCCUAGUACUAACAUGCAGUCUCCAAUAAUACAUCACAAUGAAAUUUUUAAUGUAUGGGUUUAUGGAUUAAAUUAAACCUCAUAGACCAGAAUGUGAAGCGUCUGAUUGGUUGAGUCUCUUUCUUGUUGCAAUCAGCUAUUCUCUACAUUCCAAUUGAAGAGGAUCUUUCAAAGUGAAGAUUUCUUUUCUUCAGUUAUUAUUUAUGUACAUCAUACCGUUGUUUCUCUGUAAGACAAAUACAAAGUGUUUUGGUAUAAUCCUAAUCACUUUACUUUGUGUGAAAUUGUAUAUCCACUGAGAAUUGUGUAAGAGAAACUUCCAAUUCUUUAUUACAGACUGUACAAGAUUAAAUUACUAUUUACUUAAUUAGCUGCACUAAAAGUAUGUGUCAUUAUACCCACUGAAAUUCUGUAUAUAAAAAAUGUGCCAGAAAAUUGAAAAAGUUAUGCAAUUCUUUUUGCUCAUAAGCUAGGUGACCUGUUUGUCCUAAAAACAAGCCAUACUAACUGUGAUUUGCAUCAUAAUUGAAAUGUUACUUUUAUACCAUAACACAUGUACAAAAAGCAUCCAAUUAAAUAACAAUAUAAGGAAGACAAUCAUUUUACAAGCUACAUAAAACAAUGGUAUAUAGUGUCAUAUCUGUUUAGAAAAUAAAAAUAGCAUUGACCUUCUUAGCUAUAACACUUUUAAAAAUUAUAUUUAUAACAGGAUACAUUUGUUAUCUAACAAAAAAGAGGCUACUUUCUGACUGCUUAAAGGACCACUAUAGUGCCAGGAAAACAUAACCUCAGGGUCCCCCUCCCGCCAGGCUCUAGGAGGUGGAAGGGGUUAAACUUACCUCUUUCUCCAGCGUGGGGCGGGGGACUCUCCUCCUCCUCGGCUGAAUGCGCAGGCGCGGCAUGAGUCGCCCGCCAAUCACAGUGAGAAGCGCGGAAGCACCUCUAGCGGUUGUCAAUGAGACAGCCGCUAGAGGCUGGAUUAACCCUAUUAUAAACAUAACAGUUUCUCUGGAACUGCUAUGUUUAUAGAAAAAAGGGUUAAACUAAGCAGAACCUUGCACCCAGAACACUUCAUUAAGCUGAAGUGGUCUGAGUGCCUAUAGUGGUCCUUUAACAUUUUGGAUUUUGCCCUCAGUGUUUUAAAUGGCUUCUUUUUUAUUAUUGUCACAAUAUGUAUUGUUCACACAUAAAGCACUUUAAGGCCUAUAGGCUACCUGUGUUGCACAUUGCUCCCAUCAGUUUUCUUUUGUCCCUGAUACCCAUUCUGUCACAUAAAUUUGUCGUUUUUACUUAAAGAACGUCUCCAUGGUACAUCCAAUUUGUUAUUCCAAGUACAUCUUGAAUGCUAACCCUCGUGCUUGUAUUGUCAGGUCUGGAUUAGUACAUCACCAGCCUUCCCUCUUCCUUCUAUCUUUAGUUCUGGGUCAAAUGCUAGAUUACAAAAGGGUAGAGCACAAAUAUAAAAUGGUAGUUUUAUCACAUACUAAUGUUGUACAGCUGCACACCAUAAAAACUUUUUUUUCAUUCUACCAAUUUUCACUGCUUCUUUGCUUGGCCAGUGCACAAAUUGACUCUUUAUUCCAGAAUAAAAUCCUACAAUACAAACUUUUUUUUUACUUGUUUAGGUUUUGUUUUCCUUUUUUCUUUGUAGGUAAAUACAGACUCUGAAUUUAAAUAGUGUCUCUUUAUUCCUUAGGCGACACGCUCUGGCGGUACUUUAAUCCUUGUUGGCCUCGGUCCUGCAAUGGUAAAUGUGCCUAUUGUAAAUGCAGCUGUUCGAGAAGUAGAUAUCAGAGGCAUUUUCAGAUACUGUAAUACGUAAGUACCUCUCUGUACUACGUAAUAAAGAUUACCAGUACAAUAGGUUUCAACCUACUUUGUGCCCGUAUUACUGCAAAAAUGAACUUUUUAAUAUUUUGAAUCUAUUCUUAUUUACUAGUUAUUUGCUCAAAUAUUUAUAUACAUAAAAUAAACGAAUACUUCUGAUUGAAAUGGUGUGUGUGUGUGUGUGUAUGUAUAUAUAUAUAUAUAUAUAUAUAUAUAAAAAGUAUCUCGUGACCAUUUAAACAAAAAAAAUAUAUUUUUUCUGAGAAUGUAUAAAAAAUUGUUAAAGAAUUGGGACAUUUGUAGCUCACGCUAUUGCACUCCUAUUUUUCUGACAUGGAACCUGAACAUGCAUAAAUGGGGUGCUGCUGGGGGCCAAAUUUUUCUGACAUGGAACCUGAACAUGCCUAAAUGGGGUGCUGCUGGGGGCCAAAUUAUACAAUACACAAGAUCCAGCGCACUCACCUAUCCAUUAAACAGCAACUGCAAUGUUGAAAGAUUUUUAUUUUAUUUUUUAAAAACACUUAAUCUAGGCAAAAAUAAUGGGGGUUUAGUUACAUUAUUUGAUCAUAUAUUAUAUGAUGGCAGGCUUAUGCAAUGUAUGAUCAUAUAAUGUAACUAAACCCCCAUUAUUUUUGACUAGAUUAGGUGUUUCAAAAAAACUAAUAAAAUCUUUCAACAUUGAAGUUGCUGUUUAGUGGAUAGGUGAGUGCGCUGGAUCUUGUGUAUUGUAUAAUUUGGCCCCCAGCAGCACCCCCAUUUAUGCAUGUUCAGGUGAGUGCAGCCACACCCCCUUGUUUCAUAUAUGUAUAUAUGUGUGUGUGUGUGUGUGUGUGUGUAUAUAUAUAUGUGUGUGUGUGUAUAUAUAUAUAUAUAUAUAUAUAUAUAUAUAUAUAUAUAUACACUGCUGUGUGUGUGUGUGUGUGUAACGGUGCUGUUAGUGUGUGCGUGUAUGUGUAAGGGUGCUGUUAGUGUGUGUGUAUGUGUGAGGGUGCUGUUAGUGUGUGCGUGUAUGUGUAAGGGUGCUGUUAGUGUGUGCUAUGUAAGGGUGCUGUGUGUGUGGGUGCUAUUUGUGUGUAUUGUGUGGGGAUUGGGGGACCCUUCCUUCAUACCUUUUGUAGGGAGGGGGAAUCGUGCUGCUGCCAUCCCUGGUGGUCCAGUGGUGAGUAAACUCUAGCCUGCGAGCUAGAGUUCACUCUCGCAAGACCUUUGUGUAGCAGCGCCGACCUCACAAGAGGAACCAGGCGGAGCUGCUGGCUAGCUCCCUGGGUCCUCUCCUGCCUGUGGGCCGGUGAGGGAGAUCUUUGAUCUCCCUCACCGGCCCAUAGAGGCACAUAGUGCGGCCUGUGGGGAUUAGGGUGUGCCCAGGCACACCCGGCACACCCUGUGCGCAUGCCUUUGUUCAGUCACUAGAGGUGCUUCCUGUUGCAGCCCUAAAGUCUGCUUGAAGACACAAAAUCCUCCCCAUAGAGAUGCAUUGGUAUAAGCACUGUAGACAACCUUCAGCUCUCCAGAUGUGGUGGACUACAUCUUCCAUAAUGCUCUUACUGCCAUAACGCUGACAAAUUUUGCCCCUUUAUAAAUCGCUGGUAAGACCACACCUUGAAUAUGCUGUGCAAUUUUGGGCACCUUUUUUAAAGAAGGAUAUCAUGGCACUAGAAAAAGACAGAGACGAGCUACAAAAUUGAUAAAAGGAAUGGAGCAUUUUAGUUAUGAAGAAAGGUUAAAAAAUUUAAAUCUCUUUAGUUUGGAAAACGUUGCCUCAGAAGGGUAUGAUAACAUUAGACAAAUAUAUUCAGGGCCAGUACAAACCAUUAUCUGGAAAUCUAUUCAUAAACAGGGCUAUACAUAGGACACAAGGUCACACAUUUAGGCUGGAAGAAAGGAGAUUUAAUCUAAGGCAAAGAAAAGUGUUUUUUACAGUAAGAACAGAAAGGAUAUGGAAUUCUCUGCUGAAGAGGUGGUUUUAUCAGAGUCCAUACACAUGUUUAAACUGAAAUUGGAUAAAUAUUUGCAAAAACAUAACAUACAGGGAAAUAAUUUCUAAUUAGUGGGGUAAUAGCUGCUUGAUCCAAGGAGACAUCUGACUGCUAUUUUGGGGUUAAGAAGGAAUUUUUUCCUAGUUUGUUGCAAAAUUGGAAGCACUACAGACUAGGUUUUUUUGCCUUCUUUUGGAUCAACAGCAAAAAUAUAUGUGAGUUCACAACGUCUGGAGUGCCGAAGGUUGCCUACAUAUGGUAUAAUGCAUCCAUGUAAGGAGAUGUAGCUUGGUACAGCAUGGUGAUUCUGCCUAUGUGCAUUAUCCCCACAAUGGUUUUCUAUUGAGCAACAUUUUAGGGAAGAGAUCAUCUUUACAGACUAUCUCAGCUGUGGCAGAGCGGUGAGGUCCGAGAGGUGUGGGACAAAAAGUAAGUAAAUCUUUUUUGUUUUUUUAUUAAUGGUUUACAUGUGGUCCCAAUAGGCUAAAUAGGAAAGGAAGUGCAUGUGUUUCUUUAAUGGCAAUAAUAACUUAUCUGUUAUUUGAUCUGUGGAAGAAUAUAAUUAUGUUUUGACAAACAGAUAGUAAUGUUAUCUUCUCUGAUAGUUUGUACUAUGGGUUAAAUAAUGAGAUUGGGGUCUUGUGACCACUUAUGGUGAAUGCUGUAUUUUGAUCUUUACUUGUCUUGUAUUUGGUUUGUGAAGGAGUCAACCUUUUCUAUUCCGCCCUUAUCUUUGCAGGUGGCCAAUGGCUAUUUCCAUGCUGUCAUCCAAGAGAGUGAAUGUCGCUCCAUUGGUUACUCACCGUUUUCCUUUGGAGAAAGCUCUUGAGGCCUUUGAAACAACAAAGCAAGGCCUGGGAGUGAAAGUGAUGCUAAAGUGUGAUGAGAAUGAUCAAAAUCCUUGAAUACUGAAGUUAAUUCUUAAGUUAAUGUUUAAUGUUUUCAUUCCUUGUUCUUGUUGAUUAGAAUUUAAAUGCAAAUAUAUAUAGCUUAUCUUUUAAAGCAUAUAUCAAUCAGACCUUUACCGUUUAAAUAUGCAACCAUCAAUGACAUGAGAUUAUACAUUAUGAGGCAUCCUUCCCUCCCAAAUUCAAUUAGCAGAAUUAAUUUAAUCUUUCAGAACUAAUUCUAGAGAACUCUGUAUAAAUGAAACAGUCAUCCUCUUGGGAAAUGUUUUCUCAACCUAGUUUACACCUUGGGCUUGAGUUAAAGUGGCUCUUUCACCUUCUGAAGUGACAGCCAGCCACAGUUUUCAGCUCCUGGCUCUUAAUCUGCCAGAAGCCCAUGUCAGUGAUGUGCUGUCACACAUGUAUGAGUGUACAGCACUCAGGUCUGGGGAGGGUUCUGCAAGACCCUGGAAACCUGCACAGAUAUUAUGAAAUGAUGUGUGAGAUAAUGCCAUCACUGGUGAUAUCUGUGGAAAGUGACAUAACUUGACAGCAGUCAAUCCACCUUUUGUCAACUUGAGAAUUACCAUAAGACAAAGCAGUCCCUAUUUUGUCUUAUGGUAUCCUUUGACUGCAUUUGAAUUUUAAUGACAUUUCAACAUAGUCUUUCUGAUUUUAGUUUUUUUUGGUGGUGACAGAGCCACUUUAAAGUGUUCCACUUGAGAAAAUGGUUUAUGAUGUCUUUUGCAAAAACUCUCUUCAGCUAUAAAAUUGCUCCCCUGGAUCAUUGACUUCCACUCAAGAAUUGUACUUGCCCCUUUACAAUUCAAUAUUUGCCCCACUUGUAUGUUUAGCAUAAAUAAUCCAAUCUUCAGUUAUGGUUAUUUAGUGAUUGGUUAUAUCUUUGUUGGCAGCAGUCCACUGAGCAAGUCCAUUGAACAGAUACAUCCCAUAAACUGCUGCUGGACCAAGACUUAUGAGAUAGGAAAAAAAAAAAAAAACCUCAUAGACCAGAAUUGGAGACAUUUAAUUGGUUCAUUCCUGGUUGUGGAGGCCAUUGCAGGGAAGUGCUGCUGUUUUAUGAACUUGUGAAAAUGUAAGUCAGUCCUUGCAUAUAAUCUCCUUAUAAUUGAAACUUGGAUGGAACCAAUUAUGUAACAUGGAUUAACAGCGUUGGGAAAAGUUCAAGUCAAGAUGAAAUGUGUCCCCUGCCACCCACCUUACCCACUUCUGGUCUUCUUUUAGCAGGCUGGAUCUAAUGUUGUAUGCAGUAGUCUGUUGAUUUAUAUGGUUCACAGUAAUGAUCUACUGGUUACAUAUUAAAAAAGGUUUGCUGCUACUUCCCCCAUAAUGGUUAUCACCGUGGUUUGAGACUUUCAUCUGCAAUUGCUAAUAAUGGCCUCCCUCAGUGCAUAGUGUUUAAGCACAUUCUAGGUCAGGGGUGCCCAAAAGGUAGAUCACCAGAUGUUUUAAAACUACAGCUUCCAUGAUGCUUUGCCAUUUUGAAGGCAUUUCAAAUGAAUGCAAAGCAUAAUGGUAAUCGUAGUUCUGCAACAUCUGGUGGUCUAUCUUUUGGGCACCCCUAUUCUAGGUGUUGUAGGAUGCCAGUGUUAACAUUUGUAGUUCAUACCUCAAUUCUGGUGGCAUACAGGUACAAUUGUUUUUAUUUGCCCAAUUAGGGUUUACCUAUAUGUUUACUAGUACUAAUCUAUCACAGUCUAUACAUAAAAUGACUAUAUCUAUGAAGAAUUAUUGCUUUACUGGUACAGUUUAAUGCCACUUGAAUGGAUCCUUAAUAAAUGUGUCUGUUAUUAUUCAAAAAUUUACUAUAACAUAUGUAAUUAAAAAAUGUAAAUCCCAAGUAUUAUUGUGCAUAACUUUAUUUUCACGUGUGAGAAGUGUUUUAAGUCAUCAAGCAAAAUGUUAAAGGAGCUCAGUAAGCACCAUAAUAACUGUUAUACUUUUGUAUAUAAUUCUUUAGUCCGGUAUGAUCACACACAUAGAACAAAAUACAAUGAAAAUACCUUCAAAAGUACAUCAAAUAUGUGAACAGAAUA
Messenger RNA from Pelobates cultripes (western spadefoot toad), 52046 nucleotides. The record is from the annotation of a GenBank genome assembly. NCBI's taxonomy places the organism in Eukaryota, Metazoa, Chordata, Amphibia, Anura, Pelobatidae.